This is a messenger RNA of Podarcis lilfordi (Lilford's wall lizard), 79099 nucleotides long. NCBI's taxonomy places the organism in Eukaryota, Metazoa, Chordata, Lepidosauria, Squamata, Lacertidae. The record is from the annotation of a GenBank genome assembly.
AUGACUCUGGAGGCCGACUUCAACACCGUGGCAGAAAAAGUAAAAAAACUAAAGACCAAACCAACUGACGAUGAACUAAAAGAACUGUAUGGACUCUACAAGCAGUCGACCGUGGGAAAUAUUAAUAUUGAGUGUCCUGGGAUGCUGGAUUUGAAAGGCAAAGCAAAAUGGGAAGCAUGGAACCAGAAGAAAGGUAUGUCAAAAGAAGAUGCCAUGAAGGCUUACAUUUCUAAAGCAAAUGAGAUGAUAGAGAAAUAUGGAUUGUAGAUUUUCUUUGGACAAUUAGUUCAAAGGCAAGGGCACUACUCAUUUUCAGACUGAUGUGAACAUCAUUAUUUGCAAUAAACUUUUUUCUUCUUUAAAAAAAAAAUUAAGGGUCUGGAAACCCAUCCUUAUGAGGAACAGUUGAGGGAGUUGGGUAUGUUUAGCUUGGAAAAGAGGAGGCUGAGAGGAAAUAUGAUAGCAAUCUUCAAAUAUCUAAAGGGCUGUCUCAUGGAAGAUGGGGCAAGCUGCUCUGGAGGGUAGGGGCUGAACCAAUGGCUUCAAGUUGCAAGAAAGGAGAUUCUGAUUCAAAAUCAGGAUGAACUUUCCAACAGUAAGAGCUGUUUGGCAGUGGAACAGGCUCCCACGAGAGGUGGUGGACUUUUCUUCCUUGGGGGUUUUAAAGCAGAGGUUGGAUGGCCAUCUGUCAGGGAUGCUUUAGUUGAGAUUCCUGCAUUGCAGGGGGUUGGACUAGAUGAGCAUUGGGGUCUGUCCCAACUCUACAAUUCUAUGACUCUGUGAAAUCUGGAAGGAAUACCCUCCACCGUUAUGUCCGGUUCUCACAUAGAAGCUUCUCUGGAGAUAGGAUUAGAUGCCACCAGAACCACACGGCAGCCCUUGGGCCAGAUUUGGCCUGUGCAGUCUUCCCAACCAUCCCACUGACUUCUCAGCCUCUUUCUCUUCUCCAUAUUGGUCUUCCUAUGGGGGAAAAAGAGUGAUAUAUUUACAGUGGUACCUCGGGUUAAGAACUUAAUUUGUUCUGGAGGUCCGUUCUUAACCUGAAACCAUUCUUAACCUGAGGUACCACUUUAGCUAAUGGGGCCUCCCGCUGUUGCUGCACUGCUGCCGUGCGAUUUCUGUUCUCAUCCUGAAGCAAAGUUCUUAACUCGAGGUACUAUUUCUGGGUUAGCGGAGUCUGUAACCUGAAGCAUCUGUAACCUAAGGUACCACUGUAUUGACUUUGUCCUGCAAGUAAGACACUGUGAAUAGCAUUAAACUAAACCCUACUUGAAAUGAGUGGACCUAACUUAGUCCUGUUCAUGCGUUUCAGCGGGUCUGUUCGAAAUCCCCUUCCAUUGAAAUACAUGAUCUUGACUAAGCUAGGCCCAUUAAUUUAAACCGAUUGAUUCAGAGUGUAUCUUAGUUGAAUACCGCCCUAAGGUUGCUCACAGUGCUGCACAGGAAUGCUGUGAAUUUGGGGUGUUCACAUGUGCCAAUGGCUGGAGUAUCAAACUGGAGUAUCAAACUAGGACCUGGAGUGGCCACAGUUCAAAUCCCACUCAGCCAUGGAGCUCACUGGGUGACCUGGAACCAGUCUCUCUCUCCCAGUCUAACCUAUCCCUACCUCACAGGGUUGUUAUGAGGAUAAAGUGGAGAGGAGAAGAGCCUCAUAUACUACCUCAAGCUCCUUGGAGGAAAGCUGGGAUAUAAAUGUCAUAAACAGACCAUCAACAGGUGUACAGUCUAUGUGCCUAUGUAUAUGAAAUAAUUGAACUUUAUGCUCAUACAGUUAUUCACAUGUCAUGUUCAACAACUGUCUAGUAUGUUUACUUGUGUACAUGGAAGCUGAGCUGUACAAAUCAAGAAGUGUACACCCUUCCACAUUUACAUGCCUAGAGGCAGCUUGUAGCUCUGUUAGGUGUAAUGUGUCGACCAGCUUUUUCUCAUAAAGUAAGUGAGGAAUCUUUGCAUAGCAGAAGCCACAGAAAGAACAGCCAUAGCAACAUAUAUAGGAAGUUGCCUUACUCUGAGUCAGACCACUGUCCAUUUAGCUGAGCAGGGCUUUUCCCCCAGCCUGAAUGCUGUGCGCCAAAGGCUGCGUGCAGAACAACAAUCUUUGUUUUGUGACUGUGGCUGGCAUGGCGAGUGGUGCAUUAACUGGGUGCUCCCCUCAACAAGUUCCAGCACCUCUUUUUGUAGAAAAAAUGUCCUGUAGCUCAGUUUUGUCUACACUGACUGGCAGCAGUGGCUUUCCAGGCUUCAAUGCAGAGAGUCUCACCUUUCCUGCUUGAAGAUGCUGCCGGGGUUCAAACCUGGGACCUUGUGAGUGCAAAGCAGAUGCUCUGCUGCUGAGCCACAGCCCUCGUUCUCCUUUGGCUCCUCUCUCUUCCGGUAACACCUCAAGCCAGGAAACUUGCAAUGUGAUGUCACUGUGUGGAGAGAUUUCAUUGACUGCUGCUCAAAGCAGGUGGGGAAACCCAGGUACAUUUGACGUGCUAGCUAGGACUUGCCGAUCAGAAGGUCGGCGGUUCGAAUCCCCGCGAAGGGGUGAGCUCCCGUUGCUCGGUCCCAGCUCCUGCCAACCUAGCAGUUCGAAAGCACCUCAAAGUGCAAGUAGAUAAAUAGGUACCACUCCGGCGGGAAGGUAAACGGCGUUUCCGUGCGCUGCUCUGGUUCGCCAGAAGCGGCUUAGUCAUGCUGGCCACAUGACCCGGAAGCUGUAUGCCGGCUCCCUCGGCCAAUAAAGCGAGAUGAGCACCGCAACCCCAGAGUCGGUCACGACUGGACCUAAUGGUCAGGGGUCCCUUUACCUUUCUAGGUGUUAAACUGUGGGAGAGAGGAGAAUCAUAGAAUCAUAAAAUUGUAGACUUGGAAGGGACUUCACGGGUCAUUAGUUCAACCCCCUGUGAUGCACAUAUCUCAGCUAAAUCAUACAUGACACAUGAUCAUCCAACCUCUGCUUAAAAACCUGAUCAUCUUCAUUGCCCUCCUCUGCACACGUCCCAGCUUGUCAAUAUUCUUCUUAAAUGGUGGUGCCCAGACCUAGACACAGUAUUCCAGGUGUGGCCUGACCAAGGCAGAAUAGAGUGUUGCUAUUAUUUCCCUUGAUUGGGACACUAUACUUUUGUGGAAGCAGCCUAGAAUAGCAUUAGCGUUUUUUGCUGCAGCAUCACAACCAGUCAACAUAACACAUUUUUUGGGGGGGUAACCUAGCACAAGUAAAAAAUUUGGGAUUGAAUUUUUCAUCUCAAAGAUUUGGGCACAAUAAAAAUGGCCUCUAAAAUAGAAGUAAACAGGUGCCGAGGGAGAGAAGCUGUGAGGGUAAAUUGCUAGCAGAUAAAAUUGAUGCUAAAAAUAGAUUUUUGGAAGCAGAUUACCUCCCCUCAGUCCAUUGUUUCUCUGGCAGGCAGUGUGCCCUCUGCCUUGUAGCUGAACAAAAUUGCUACUUUGGGCAAGCAAAGAGGAGUCUUGCUGUUUUGUGUUGUUUUCCCACUUUUACCAGUUCUGCCAUUUUCCAGGUCCAGUCUUACUUUAUAUAUGAAUUUGCAAGUCCCCUAAAGUGACAGCUCCCAAACUGUGGUCUACGGACCACCGAUGGUCCAUGCCCUGUCAAUGAAUUUGUCAUUGAAGACAAGAGAUGCCACAUCCAUUACAUUAUAUAUUCACAUUGAUUUUUAACUGUAGUUUCAAUCACUCCUUUUAUUUGUAAUGUAUUGCAUUUUGCCAUAUUACAAUCUGAAUGCAAUAAGGUACAAUAUAUAAGAAUUGAAAAGAGCAAUAAGUGACAGUUCAUGAUCCUAUGGGGGUUACAGAAUCCCUGCUAUAAAAUAUGCUCCUGGCACACUUCAAUUUUUUCAUUGAAAAACACUUUAAUUUUGGAGAGUAAACAACUUGAAGCCCAAAUCCUAUGAGGAAAGGCUAGGAACAAUAAUAAUAACUUACACAAGUAACUCGAAACUUACGUGCACUUAACUUGCAUGCUUUCAAUUUAUGCGCUUGGCAAACAUAUGCAUUUUUAAAAAAAAGUGAUUGGAAAGUGGGAGGACGUCCAGGAAAAAAGGGCUUUGGCAACCCCACUCAUCUAUCAGGCUUCAAGGUAUCCAAUCCCUCCCCCUCAUGACAGGCUACUAGUAAAAGAUAGACAAGAAGCUCUUACCAAGUCUUUUAUUCAAUGUUCACAGAGAGAGGCUUAGAAAUGUUGCUUCUCAGGGUAAUGGUGUUGCUCUGAGUAAUCUCCUCCUCCCUUCCCUUCACAGUCAUCAACAGCACCACCACCCUUACGGUGGCUGCUUAAGGUCAUUUGCCUCUUAGCUCUCUGCUCUCCUACUUUCACUGUUUGCCGGGUUCUGGGAGAAGGAAUGCUUUCUAGUGAUAACGUGCCAGCCAGUUUCUCCAGCUCAGCUCCUCCUUUUCCUUCUUCUCCCAUUAUCUCCCAGCGUUGUCCCUCUUCUGUCUCAGAGCUGUGAUCUUCUGCAAACCAUUGUUGUAAAUCUAUACAGUCAUACCUCAGGUUGAAUGUGCUUCAGGUUGAGCACUUUCGGGUUGUGCUCCGCGGCAACCCGGAAGUAAUGGAGCACGUUACUUCUGGGUUUCACCACUCGCGCAUGCGCAGAUGCUUAAAAUGAUGUCACGCGCAUGCGCAGAAGUGGCAAAACGCGACCCGCACACGCGCAGCCGCACCGUCGCGUCUUACGUUCUGUUCAGGAUGCGAACAGGGCUCCGGAACGGAUCCUGUUUACAUCCUGAGGUACCACUGUACUGUCUUGCUCUCCUCUGGAAGUUUCAGGAGAAGGGGGGUGGCAGUCUCCACCGUUCCUCCGCAGUCCAGUCCCUGACACCAUCACUGAACCCAAUGUGCUUUCACUGUACACAGUUUUGGCUACACCCACUGUUCCCAGAUGUGUAACCCCGGUGUAAGUUGAGAGUCACCUGUCUAUGUCAUUUAAUGUCAACAGAGGCUGCUAAUUGGUUUAGAAAGGAUAAAAAAACCAAUUAAGCAAAUAUUAAAAUAUGAACAUCCAUAAUUAAAAUGCACAAUAAAGCAUCUCAAAUAAACAGACAGACAGAGCAGUUGAAACAGGAGACUCUAGUCAGGAGAUAACUGGCGUGUUUUCAAAAGCCUAUGGCAGAGCUGGAGAACCUGUGUAGCUCUCCAGAUCUUGUAGUGGGAGUGAUUUUUAUUAAAUGAAUUUCUAUACUGCCCUCCAUCUGAGAAUCACAGGGAGGUUUGCAAUAUAAAAACUCAAAAAUACCUAGCAAAUAAUAACAAACAAAGCAAUACUCCACGCCUCCAGUUUAAAAGGUCAUAGAUUGUCUAAUCAGCAAAAGGCCUGGUUAAAGGUCAAUGUUUUUGCCUGGCACCUGAACUUAUGUAAUGAAGGUGCCAGCUAAACCUCCCAGAGGAGAGCAUUCCACAAACAGGGAGCCACUGCAGAAAAGGCCCGUUCUCGAGUUGCCACACUCUGGAGUUCCUGGGAAGGAAUCACACAAAGAUGGGCCUCAGGUGAUGAUCUGGGCUGCCCAAAUGACAAGGCCCCCCCUCAGCCCCUCUGAAGUGGUCCAAAGGAGAGCAGGUCAAAACGUUUGGCAUCAGCUUGGCUGCAGAGUGGCUGAAAAGAGGCAUACAAAGUGCUAUCCAACCAUCUUAGGGAUUCCACUCUGGAUUUGUGUAGGAUUUUUCUUCUCUCAAAGAUGGGCUACCUUCUCAGGUUGCUGAGCUGCAUUGUACUGCACAAUAGAUAAAUUUAUAUUCAUCACCCCACUUUUUGCCCCUGGCCUUCCUCACCCCUGGCAUGUGGCCUCCAGAAGGUUAUUCAAAAGGAAAUGUGGCCCUCAGAAUGACAGAUGUUCCCCACUCCUUAUGUUGACAUUACUGAGCUUACAUAUUAGUUUAAGAAGAAGAAGAAGAAGAUUCCACUGGACAACCAUCUUUCUUUAGGUCAGUUUCCUGGCCAGUUUCCUGGCCUCUCUGCUCUUGUUUUCAUUAUCCAACAAAAGCACGUUCCCCAUAAAGAAAACAGUUUUAACAAUGACCAACUGAAGACUUCAGAGAGAAGCAAAUGACCUCAGAGAGCAGCGUCUUGCAAAGAGCCAUUCCAGGCGAAACAAUUCACCGAGAGUGAUUUUUUAUUCUCAAGUGCCUGGUCUCUGAGGUCAAAUACAUUUGUGCACUGUGGGGACAUGUUGAAAGGAAGAACUCUGACUCCCUCUUUCCCUCACCCAGUCCAUUUUCUGACUUUAGCAAUGCAAGUAGACAUGUGUGAGAAGUUAAGGGUGGUGUGUGUGUGGGACCCUGGGACCCUGUCUCCAGUGGGCGUGAGUUCCAUAGUGUAACUCUGUUUUGCAUGAAGAAGAACUUUCUUUCUUGCCUUUCCCUGAUGUGCAUCACUUUUUGCAGGUUUACACUGACAUGCAUUUGCCAUUUUGUUACCCGUGACUUCUUGUAUGUAUUACUUGCCUGGAGAGCUGCAUUGCAAAGGAGAAAUUCACAUUUCAGAGGGUGGCUUUUUUGCAGUUCACGUAGUAUUUUGGUAUGCACAUAUUAGGUAGGUUCACUUUUAAAUGUGCCCCCUUGAAAAUUUCUCCUGCUCCCACUAAGUGAACAUAGGACUCCACUCACUCCAAAAAGCGACUUCAUAAGGUUGCUUGUGGGAAAAGAUAGUAGAGUUUUUAUUGCUGAGCAAAAUAAUCGAAACACAUUUUUAAUUGAGGGUGUACAUCUAAUGUAUGCAUUUUGGUGAACAUUGUUUAGUUAGAGAACUGCAUUGUAAAAUUCGAAUAGGUGUGAAGGAUGGCUGUGUUUUGGUUCUCAUAUUGUUUCAUAAAGUGUGAAUAUGAUAAUUUGCCUUUAAGUGCAAGCUGAAUCAGAUUUCUCCCCCAUUUCUUCCUCUCAUGAAUGAUUGGGGGCAGUUAGAGGGGGUUGAUUCUUUACUGUUCCUUGCCUAAUGCCACUUCUGGCUCUUAAUCUGGGUUGCAGCCGGAUCCUAUUUAAAUGUCUUAGGUAAACCAGCUGCUGUCACCUUGUUUUCCAUUGUCUUCUCAUCAGCUUGGAUAUUUCAUGCGUCCUUUGAGAUGACAUCAGAAGACGCUUCAAAAUACAGCUUUAUACAUUUAGAGUUACAUUUAGUAAAGGCUUCUGGGAGUUCCUCCUGGGUGCAUUCAGCCAUCUGUAGUGUUACCAAAGUAAAUGCCUGUUAACAUCUUCCACUUAAGAGACAUGGCAGAUGAGGCCCAAGGAAAGAAAGACUUACCAGCGCCUUCUCUGUAACUUCUGUUGUAUUCAUGCUGAUCCCAAUGUUACAAUCCUGUCCCUAUUUAUUGGGAGUAAGCCCCACUGAAAUAGAUGGGGCUUAUUUCUGAGUAGGAAAAAUGUUUCUACCUAUCACUUAAUAUCAAAGAUGGGGCUAGGCGUGCUUCCCUGGUGAAGCUUUCAAGAAACAGAGAGCCACCACUGAAAAGGCCUGUUCCUGUGUCACCACAAAUUCAAUCCUGUGCAUGAGAAGCUGGUGUAAAGCAAGCUGGGGUAAGUCACAUCAGCCUAAGGUUACACCACAUCCAAACUCUUUUCAGCAGUGGGGCUGCUGAUGGUGCUGUGCCUAAACUUGGCAGAGAGGUAACAAGCCUAUAAAAGAAUGUUUUAAGCCAGGUUGCCUGGUCAUAUGACCAAGCUGAACCAACUUAGGGUCCAGCCUAAGUUCCCCACUUUCUGGUCCCACCACACUAUGCCCCAGAAUGCCCUCUUUGGGGACUUACAGAGGCCUCUGCUCAGCCAACAGGGCAGUGGCUAAGCAAGUUAAGCCGGUGUAUCUUUGGCUGAGCUGGGGUUGGAGACUUAACGGCCGGCUGAGCCAGAGAUUGUCUGCAUCCUAAACUGCUCAUCCCAGCAGAUAUUGGCAUAGGAUUGCACUAUUUUGCAAGUGGCUUUAAUUUAAGGGAACACCUGGCUGCAAAAUCCUACCAGUGCUCAAAUAAUAGCCUCAGGUAACAAAAGCAACAGGCACGUCCUCUGAAGUAGGAUGUCAAAAUGAGGCUCCUCCAAAGGAAACAGAUGAGGUCUUUCCUGAGAAUUACAAGCAGGGAGAUAUAAUAAUAAUAAAAUAGUGGGACUUCAUUUUGAACUCAAGCAAGAUUGAGGUCAUUCUUAAUAUAAAAAAAGUUGGGAAGGAGAAGAGGAGAUAAUCAGAUGUAGAGACAGGACUGAACAAGCAAAGAGCUGUUCAGCAUGUGUGUUUUGGAAAAAGUCUUCAGGCUCUAUGGGAAAACAAACAAGUCAUGGUUGAAGGAAGAAUUUGUCAUGAGAAGGAAACUGAAAAUGAUGUUCUUAUGUGGACUCUGCAUUUGGAAGGUGGGGAAAACACAAUUAAAAUUCUUCAGUGCAUGAACACAGGCUCUGUACUGAGACAAGCAGCUUGCUUGUUAGUAAGUUGCUUUGGGCUGCUUUAGGCAAGAUAAAGUCACCAACAAAUUUAAUAAAUAAUACUAGUGUGAUGCAAAGUGAAUUUGCAUGGUCCGUUUUAAUAAGCAUUGUUUACAUCUAGGGUUGAGGGCACAGAAUUCUUGGCUUUCCUUACAUUCCUACCACACGUGAAUGAACGAACUGCUUUCCCCACCCACCCUCCAACCAAGAGGAGACACAGUUUUCAUAAUAUGGGAAAGCCUUUAAGCAUCUACUACUUAUAAUGAUGAUGUGGAGAAAUGCAGGAUACUAAACCAACGCUCACAGUCACAGAGAAUCUUGUGGCUGCUGAGAUUUCAGCAUGCGUUGCUCACAUGCAACUUCCUUAUGUUAAUAAGGACCAGAAACUUGCUUGCUUUGAGAUUCUUAGGAAAACUGGUUUCUCUGCCUGAUAUUGCACUGAAUUAUGGUAUGUACCAGUUGUGGGGAAUCUUUGGCCCUCCAGAUGUUGCUGGACUACAGCUCCCAUCAUCCCUGGUGAUGCUUGCUGGGGCUGAUGGGAGUUAUAGUUCAGCAACACCUGGAGGGCCAAAGGUCCCCCACACCUGGUGUAUAUACACACAAGUGGUCCAACCACCUCUGUGUUCUAUAUGGCAUUUAUCCAAAGAGAGUUGGAUUAUGGGUAUAUCCAGCCACCAGAAAAUUUGCUUGAAUUAAUGCUUAUUCAGUAAGGUGCACUGUAAAAGAAGAGAUCAUUUCUGGAAGAAAUAACAAUUUCUGGGAAGGAGAUAAAAGAAGUUCCCUUCCCUUCUGCCCCCUAACUUUUAUUUUUCUCCUCUCCAGCUGGUUUCUUUGCGUAUUAACUGUUCUGAGUUGUACCUCAUUAUUAACAGUGAUCCAUUUUGACAGAUGGGACAGUCAAGAUCCUGCAGGCUAUCAUUUCAAAGUUAAAGGUCAGUCCUUUCCCCACCUCACAUCUACCUGCGUAACAGCUUUACUUCCCAUUAGGAUUCCCCAGGGAAUAUCAGGUAGGGGCGGAUUUAUCCUGUGAGAGAAAAUUAAUAUUAAAUCUCACACUGAGAGAGAGAGAGAGAGAGAGAGAGAGAGAGAGAGAGAGAUGGUAUAAUUGUGCUACCUUCAGUUUUCCGCCUCAGUAGAACUUGUGAGCCACAUUUAAUAUUAUUCCAGGGGGAAGCCUAAGUUUGGAUAAUGAAGAUGAUUUAGCAGUGGCAUCUUAGCAAUUAACAUAUGCUGCGAAAUAUAGACCCCAAGAUAAAAUAGGAUUUCAUAUCCUUCCUCCUGGUCAAACACAUGGUGCAGAAGAAGAAGAGAUAAUCUACCACCUGUAAGCCAUGAACAGGCUGGAGGUAUUUUAAGAGCUGGCAUGGCACAGCAACUAGAAGGGAGCUCAGGGUGCUGUAAAGACAACUGCGUCACCGAAAUGCUAGAUUUCUAGAUGGGUGCCUUUAAAAGAGGAUUAGAGGUAUGAAUGGAGGAUAGGGCUCUCAAUGGCUACUACCUAUGAAGCCUAUGUUCUAUCUCCAUCUUUGGAAGCAGGUGGAACCCCUGUUGCUGGGAAUCACAAAUGGGGAGAACUGCACUCAGACCUUGCCUGCAGGCUUGCCAUCGUCAUCCGGUUGACUACAGUGAGAACAGGAUGUUGGAGUGGGUGGGUCUCUACCAUGACCCAGCAGGGCUCUUAUGUUAAUGUUUGGUACUGAUGUGCUGCCAUUGACUGACUCAAGCCCCCUCCCCGGUUGAUUUCUCACCCCCUCCAUAGGCAAUGUCAAGUGUGAAUGUACGGCAAUUAAGUCGAUGAUUCCGCCUCUCACCGUUGUUUCGGAAGUAUUGCUUCACACUUUAUAAAUGCCUCAUCUCACUUUAACAUUUCCGCUGUUAUUGGCGAUGGAAGUUGCAACCUUUAAACUGUUCCUUGGCGGCCCUCCAGAGUAAAUUGUCUUGAGCACAGAGGCCAAAAUGGCAAGUUUCCCCCACCCCUUAAAAGAAAAAUUCCAUCUGAGUCACCGUGGCCUGCGUGGCAGAAAAUAAACAUAGCUUUCCUUGCGAUUGCCAUUCAUUAAUAUGUAUUUGAAAUCCUAGAAAUACCAUUCCAUCCAAGCAGGAAGAGAAAGUGUGUUAGAGAAAUUAUGGGGGCUUGUAAUCAUUGUAGCAAAGCAUCUAAUUUAGAUAUUAAGCUCACUUAUCAGAUGUAUACUGCCUUGCCCUUUGAUCAGAGCAGGGUGGGGGUGGGAAUAAAGCAGUGAAUAAUUGAUACAGAAAAAGAAGGGAUGAACACAAUCUUCCACUAUAAUUUCAUUUUAAGGACUUGCCUUUAGAAAGGCUGGCCUGCGACUUCUGGGAGUUUCCCUUCCCACCCACUGUUACACCAGGACUGCAGAACCAGUGGCCAGUGGAGGAUUGCCUGUUAGGGCAAGUGGGGUACUGCCCCAUCAACCCUAGUCUGUGCUGAACCAACUCCCAUGUGUCAGCCUUCUUACUUACAAGUCUAAAAGGUGGCCCUGACUCUCAGCUUCUCUUCCUCCUUAGUCUCAGUGUUGUUGCCCAUUGCAGAACUCAGCAGGAAGGAGGGGGUGGACAAAACUAGAAUUAGGUGGCUUUGGCUGUCACUGGCUCAGGCUCCACCUAUGGUUGGCCUCUCAAUGAGCACCAGCGGUGGCCUGUGGCCCUCCAGGUGAAGCUGGACUUCACAUUGCAUCACCUCUGGCUAUUGACCAUGCUGGCUGGGGCUGAUGGAAGUCAGAGCCCACCAACAUCUAGAAGGCUAAAGGUUGCCCCAUCACUGUUUUUACAGAAUUAUUUUCGAAAGGUGGGCCAUCAGGGCAGGAGUGAGGCAGAGGAAUAACAAUAAAGGGACUCUCUUCUGCAGACAAAUGGAUUGGCUCAGUGCCUUCUUUGGCAAAGACAGUUGUUCCAAGUAAAUGCCAAAAGGCAUUUAGCUGUAGCAUUUGUCAGCUGCGUAAGGUGGCCUCUCACUUUUCUUCCUAAUUUAUGGCAGAUUGUUUUCUGCUGGGUUGACUGGACCACAGUGUGUUUGCAUUAACCUCUUAACAUGGAAUGUAAAAAACCCUGUCUUGGACAUCCAUCUCAGCAGGCAGAAGCAGUGCUUGCAUCAGAAGACUUUGGUGUGCUGGUAGAUGGAACAACUAAUGAAUGGCCAAGCCAAGAGUCCAUUUGGUCCAUGGGGUAGCCAAGUAUACUAGAAACAGAGACAGGUAGUGUGGAGAUAACAAUUUGCUGAUUUCCUUGUUCAGUAUCUGGGGCUUGUGUCAGAAAUAGGCUUAACUGGGCAACAGCGAAAGUCAACACCCCUUUAGGGGGACGAUUGUUAACCCCCGGGACCUACAGGGUCGUCAUUAGUCCUCCUUGCUGGCACACAACCAGUAAUAAGAGUGACCAAGAUAUUGUAGCAUCCUCUACUGCCUUGCUCCAGGGGUGGUGAACUGAGGGCUGCAUAGCCUUAUGGGUGAUCCUCAAGGGACUGCAUGCCAAUGGUGAGAAAGGCCGGAGACAAAAUUGCAUGUAGCAACUGAUGUGAAUCUUACCUUUGUACAGGAAGUUAUAUUCAAGCCGUGCAAAAUCCAGAGGUUUCCAAUCUACACACACUCUCUCCACCUGGGGAAGGAAGAGGCAUAAUCACAGUUCAAUGACACAUUGCCAGCCAGGAGGGACAAGGGCUGUAGAGUGUCCCAAGGGCCAGAUAGAGAGGACAUCCUUAUAAGUAGAGCCCGCUGUGGCUGUUUUCUAGUCCUCAUGGUUCUGAGAAAAGUUCUGAAUUAAAUAACAACAAGCUUCUGUGGAGCCAGAACAUUGGUCAUUUUGGCUUAGUAAUGUCUUCAGCAGGCAUGGGGAACCUGUGUCCUCUGUGUCCUGACUGGCAGCCACUCUUCAGAAUUUCAGGCAGGAACCUUUUGUAGCCCUACCUAGAGAGGCUGAGGAUUGAGACCAUCCUUGUGUGGUGUGUCACCGAGCCAUGGCCCUGCUCCACAAUCUAGGAUAUUAUGUGUCAGGCAAAGUUUGCUUUGAGAAGGAGCUAUUUCUCCCUGCCUCUUUGUCAGUGUGGCUCAGUCCACCUCAUUUGGUAACACUCUAUAAACCCUAAUUACUUGGGCUUCCUGCCACACUCACUGAUUUAAUAAAGUAGCUUCAUUAAUGUCCCAUUUAGUUGUUGCCGAUAAUCCCAACUCUUGGCUGAGGCUUCCAGCUUGUUAAUGGAGAAUGGGAGAGGCAAUCACAAUUUGAACUGGAUUCCCAACAAGCUUUUGGUAGACCUUCUGCCCCCAAUUGACCAUCUCAGCCAUUUGAUAAUAGUUUUGUCUCUGGCCAUACAUGGGGACUUAAAUAGAGCCAUUAUCCCUGCCGCGAGUUUCUGUAGCCUUCAACUCUUCCUCUGGAGUAUUCCUCUCGGUGGUGCCAUCUAAUCAGCUUUAGGUUUUAAUUAAACAGCUGUCAUUUGCUUCCUAGUUCUGUUGCGACCUGAUGUUGUAUUAAAUUUUAAUUUAGCCAAGGCUGAAUAAGAAGUAGAUUCUCUCAGACAACAAAGAAACACUAUUAGCAGGUUACAGUUGUAAUUAAGAAGAGCCCAGCUGAAGUGCUAAUGCAGUCGAGUUCAGAGGAGGAAUUAGGAAUAAACACAAAGAUAAUUAUUAUUCUGGAAUGGCGGCUACAACUUGAGUUGCCUUCUCCCACUUGACUGGAGAGAAUUUCAUGUUCAAAGUGCACUUUGUACUUAAAUUGUCAUGGCCUCUGAGGGUUGAAACAAGAUUACUUUGCUUUCUGGCUCACCUCUGGGACCUGGAACCUACAGGCUUUGUUUUCCAUUCCUGAUCCUUGCAGCCCCAUACUCCUCUUUUCCCGCACUCCACAGGCUGCCUGCCAUGUUGAAACAGGAUAUCAUUCCCCACUUCAAAAUACAUGGAGGCAUAUCCCUACUUUUUGUCUCCUCUAGUCGUUUUAUGUUUGACCACCAAGUAUGGCAAGCUUGCACAGGGACACAACUGCUCACUCAUCUGUUAAUUUUCCUAAGAGCAGAGUUGCAAAUCAAUACCCUCCAGAAUGUUCUAUUGAUUCUAGUGCAGAUCAGUCUAUUGAAUAUAAUCUGACUAGAACAACUUUGUGUAAAGUCUUCACAUUGGCUGAAUUUCAGCAUCACAGCAUUUUCAUGUAGUGCCCCCCACCCCUUUUUGGUGGUGGUGGUUGAGAAGCUCUCUUCCAUUUCUUAAAAAGGCAAUCUACAGCCUAUUGAGGUGACAGGACACAAGAAUCUAGCAUAUAAAAGACAUUCUAUCCAAAUUUCUCCCAUUGUGAAAAAGGGAAGGGGAAGAUUGUGAACACUUGGUCCACCACAGUCGUAACAUUUCUACCCACCACCAACACUCCCUCAGUAAUUCCCAUACCUGACAUUCUUCCUUAGAACUCGCAGGACAAUUUGUAUGCACAUUUCAUCCAAUAAAACCCCCAUUUUUAAACACAAUUUGACCUAAUUAUACAUUUUUUAAAGCAGUUUCACCUAACACCAUGCAUUUUGGCCCACACUUUCCUCUAAUCAACCUUUCUGAUCUUUUGAGAUCAUCUGAAGAGGUCCUCCUGGUGGUUCCACAUGUUCCUGUACAUACUCAGAAGAACACGUUUGUUAUAGUGGCACUAAUGUUAUAGAACACACACUCGCUGUGGAUGUGUGACAUGUGUCAACAAUCUGUGGUUCAUGACACAUGUUACAAAUGUUCGUGACAAACCUUUUUUUAAAAAAAAUAAUAUUUAUUAGUAGUUUCAAAGUUAUAAAGAAAAAAGAAAAAUUAAAAACAACACUGUAAUACAUAGAAAGAAAACAAAAGAAACAACAAUACAACAAAAAAAGAAAAAGAAAAAUGGAAAACACAAGAAAAAAGAAAACAACAUAGAUCCCAAAUUACAUAUCUAUAACUUCCAUUUGCUUGUUUCAUUGACCUCCUCACACCUCCCUUUUUGUAUUCUAAUUUAAUUUAAUUAAUUAUUUCAGCAAAUUCUUUCCAUCUUUCUCAAUUUUUGUUAAAAAAUUUAUCUUGACAGUUUAACUUUAUAAUUAGCUCAGCAAAUCCUUACCAUCUUUCCCCAUAUUCUGUUAUUCAAAUUGCCUUAAUUUAUUUAACCUUAUCUUACCCUAAAUUACCUUAAAGCUUAAAUCUUAGUUUUCAAAUAUACAUAACUCCUGAUAUCAUUUCUGCUAGAGUCAUAUAGUUUCAUUCCAACAUUUUCCCUAAUAUUCAUUAAUUUUUGCCAAUUCCCUAAAUAAAAAGUUUCUUUUAUAAAUUUUCUUCCAAUCUUCAUCCAGCGUCUCAUCUUCCUGGUCUCGGAUUGUGUCAGUCCUUACUGUCCAAUCCAUCUAGUCCAUCAACCUGGAAGCCUUAUGUCCGAGGCCCUUAAGUCUCUUCCAUGUCCCUUCUGCAUUUCUUCUUCUUCUUGUUUAUACUUGCCCUUUUCCUUGACUUUUGUUGGUCUCUUUCUUAAUUCCUUUCCUUUCUCAUUGAGGAGUAGUUCUCUGGGGGGUUCCAACCCAGAAUUGUCUCCAUCUCCCUUCAUCAAACCCACCCAUUCCCCAAAGUCCCACUCCCCACAGUCCUUGAUAAAAUCCAAAAAAUAUUUAAAAACAUAUUUCAAGGUCUCUCCAAAGUUAGGAACCUCCUCAACACCAGAUUCCCCCUGGCCCAUUCCAACUUCAAUCUUCAAUGACAGCGGCUUAUGCUCCUGUAGGGCCUCGGGUCUCUCCAUUUGUAUUAUUUGAGGUGCAACCGCAUCCUCUUCCAUUAUCCUCUGUUCUUGCCCAGUCAGUACUGAUUCAUGAGUUGGUCCCUGAAUAAUUUCUGUAUCAAUGUUCCCUGUUUGUCCACAGUUAUUAACCGCAACAGUCAAAUCCAUUUUUUCAUUCAUCAAGUCCAUCUUCUCAUGCAUCUGUUCCAACAGGGCACUUGUCUUGCAUAAGGCAAGCACCCAAUCUUCCUCCCAGCUCAUCUUUAGGCAAGGUCAGAAAAGACUAUUCCCACAGUCUUAAUCUCACAGCUGUUGAGUCCUCAAGUAUACUGCUGCAACAAUUUAACAAGCUCCCUCUAGAGGAGACAAUUUCUAUUUGUAUCCAUUUUUUUUUUUUAAGGCAAGUCCAACAAAGGAAAAUUACUUUCGUUUUUCAGAUAUUUUCCGGAUAUUUUGUUUUUUUAAGAUGCAAAAGGCAACAUUGGAAUCAGCUUGUUUCUCUUCUUUAACUAUCUGUCAAAAUGUUCCAUUCACAGUCAAUGAACCUACAAUUUCUGUCUCUGACACCCAGUUCCCAGGUUAGAGACGGUGGAAACUCAUCCUUCUCGCUCCCUCUCCUGCAGGGGUUAAACAAAAUCCCGCCCCCCUUUUCUCCUGCUUCCAAGGGGGUUUCAGUAGUUCUAAAUGAAGGAAAUUUAGACUUUUUUGUCAGCUUUCCAGGCUUUAGCUUACGAAGUUUUUGCUUUAGUCUAUAUACAAAAAGCAGAAGGCGGACUUCCUGUUUUGAACCUUCCCGCUUCGAUGCCAAAUUAAGAUAUUUCUUGAUACAAUUUCCGUUUCUACUCACGGGUUUUAAAUCCAAUUGUCCACAGGAAAAAGUCAGCGCUCUCCAGCAAUGGCUGUGCGGCUUCACUCCGUGAAAGUAGCAAUCAGUUCGCAGCACCACGCCGCUCACCCCGCUUCAAUCCGGCGCCCCAAAAAGGGGUUCCCGGUGAGUAGGGGGGGCGCUUCUGGUGCCCUGCCGAACCCCACGUUCCCAGGCUUCCUCCGCCUGGGAUUUCUAGCGGGUCCCCGCCUUCGCCGCGGCGGGAAGACCCAGUUUUCACGGAGCUAGUUCCUCCGGUCGGAGGAACUCCGCCAUUCACCGAUGGCGCUGACCCGGAAGUCCCUGUUCGUGACAAACCUUCAGGGACCAACAGUGCUGCUGGUAUGUGCAGAUUAGAUUUUUUUUUUUUUAAAAAAACUUUAUUAUUAUUUUAUUGCUUGUAAUUUUUGCUUUCUUUUUAAGCCUGUCAUAUACUUUGGUAUUUAGAGGAUUAUUAGAUUAUAUGGGCUUCCCAAAGGCAUCUGGUUGUCCACUGGUAGAACAGGAUGCUGGACUAGAUAGGCCACUGGCCUAAUUCUAGCAGGCUCUUUUUAUAUGCUCUUGUCAACAUCAGCAAGUAAAUACAUAUUCCCAUUUUUGUAUGCAUUUUGUUUCGGUUUGGGUGUUGGGGAACUAUUGCAGAAUUUCUAGAAGUGCACAUUUCAAAGGAUAGCUGUGUUCAAGAUGUGCUAAUGAGGCAGGUUGACAUUGAAAUACCCCAAAGAUCAGGACCAUGGAUAGCUCACUGUGAGCCUAGAUUCAAGAAGAGGCUAGGCUUCCAGAGAGGCAGGGAUCUGAGUGUUACUUCAGCACUGGUCUGGAGCGAACUGAUGGUAUAAGUUGGUCCACGAUUGUCUCAUCCCUUAUAUAGCCAGUGGUUUGUUGUGCUCUGCAGGAGAAAGAUCCUUACAGAUACCACCUCAUUGGGGGCAGAAGGGGGGGGGGAAGCUGUUCCAUACAAUGCAGAAUCAGGCCUUUGGUGUGGCAGCAUCUAACCCAGGCAUCCCCAACCUUCAGCCCUCCAGAUGUUUUGGACUACAAUUCCCAUCACCCUGGACCACUGGUCCUGUUAGUUAGGGAUCAUGGGAGUUGUAGCCCAAAACAUCUGGAGGGCCACAGGUUGGGGAUGCCUGAUCUCUCUUGUUGUAUAGCAGACAGGGCAGCGUCUGUUUUUUCAGCACCUAUUAAGGACCUUCCAUUUUCAACAAGCCAUUUUAGCAGGAAUCAUUAUCCCAAUCUGCAUCAGCAUUGGAUUUGAUCUUGUUUUUAUAUGUGUUUUCAUUCCUAAUGUUUUUUUAUGGAUUUUUUAUGAUACUUUUUAUUGGUAAUCACUUCAACAAAUUUCAUGGAAAGCAAUUCGUUAUGGAAAUCAAAGAUAACAGUGACCCAGGCAAAUUUUCUCCCAAAUCUCUAGGCAGAAUGAGCUGCUUGUCACUUCCCCCCUCCUCUGGAUUCACCUUGGUGCUGUGCUUUCCUUCAACAGACGUUUUGAAUUCUGUUCUUAUGGCAGACGAAAGAAAAUACUUUUGAAACACAGCAGACAGUUAACGCUACGGAAUUUCCUCCCACAAGUUAUAGUGAUUGUCAUCAGUUUGGAUGGUUUUAAAGGAGGAUUAGUUAGAGAAAUUCGUGGAGGAGAAGGCUAUUUAUGGCUAUGAGCCAUGAUGGCUGUGAUCCCUCUACACAGUCAGUGUGCCUCUGAUUGCCAGCUGCUUGAAACCACAGGAGGAGAGAAUGCUCUUGUGCUCAGGUCUUCCAUGUGGGUUUCCCAUGGACAUUUGGUUGGCCCCUGUGAGAAAGCCUCUCCUCCUUCCAGAGGGGAGGAGUUGUGAGCGGGAGCCAUUUCCCGCGUUGGCAGGGGGCGUUCCGGCCCCUGCUCAGCUGUCCCGGCUGCCCCGCCCCGCCCCCUGGCAGCCCACCAAUCGGGCGGAGGCUAGGGGGCGGGGUUUAGCCGCUCAAAUGCGGCCGCAGCAGAGCUUCCUCCUCACUGCGCUGCUGGGUUUCGUCGGAUCACCCACCCACCCUUGUUGUUGACCUUGCUAUGGACCUGUGGUUGGUCACCUUGGUUGCCCAAGGGGCCUGGUAGGAAUUUUUAUCCAACUGGUAAAUUGGCACCGGCCACUUGGUUUUUUGCCUACCUCGUAGCAAAUCAUCACAACUUUUCAGGUAUUGGCGGUUAGGCAUUGGCAUAUGUUUGUGUAUUGGAGGGCAGGGUGUGGCCAUCACCUACCCCUCCACUUUUUGGGGAUUCCGUUAAAGGAAUCUGGUGGUUGUGGAUCCUGUCCGACACCCUUGCUUGUGGCUAGGGCCAUGGCACGACCCCCAGUGACAUCAGGGGGAGCUUACAGUUGUAUUUGCAUCAACAGGCUCCUCCUACUGGUGGUUAACCCUUGUUAGACUCACCCCUUCCUGAGUGGGUGGAGUCAUGCUCUGUUGUUUUAUCCAGUGCCUAAGCCAAUACCUCUCACAUGCUGUAAUCAAUAAAGUUGUGGCCUUUUUUAGCCCAUUAACCUAAUAUACUGCGUCCUUGUGUUUUUCUUAUCCUCAAGCGGUUGGCAGGUUCUCGACUCACAACAGGAUGCUGGGCUCUGAUAGUCCUUUGCUCAGUCCAGCAAGCUCUUUUUCUGAUCUCAAUGCCCAAAAGAUUUCACCCCAAACCUUUCUCCAUAAUAUUCAAAUGCCACAACCCGCCCCCUGGACUUUUGCAGAUUAGGUGGGUGAGUCAUCCUUUCCCUUCUCAUCACCUCUCAGGUGGACAAAUACCAUGUCCCCCUGUGGGUAAUGAGAAUCUCUAUGGAGUGUAUUAAAUACUUUAUGAAAAUGCAAAACCACCUGUCUUGUGGUGAUUAAUCCUUCAAGUCACCCAUGAGCCAUGACCUUAAUAAAUAAAUAGCCGUGUUUCCUAUUUUGCAUUCUGUGUUUCCUCUUCUUUUAAUUUUCUGUUUUAGUCAAUCUUGUCCUGUCCCUCUGCACUGGAUGACAGCUGGGUAGAAAUAAACCCCAUAAUCAUCAAUGAACAUAAAGCAGAUUGGGGGGAGGGAGCAUAAAGCAUCUGGUUUAUGUCAUCUGGAGUGCAGGGUAAAAAUAAAGUAAAAUAUAGACACGUUGCCAUCCUGUAGCUUUUUAUUUCACACCAUUUGUCCCCUGUUUACUGUCAGCUCUUAGCCAGAUGUUGAAAUACCUUGGAAACCGAAAGCUAAGCCACAUGUCUCUGUAGAAGGGUGAGGGCGCAUGGCUCUGCUUAGAGGAGGGGGAGAAAGGAAAGGAAUUGAGUGCAUGGUUUUAAGCGCUUCUAGGCAUGAUAAUCUAAUAGUAAUUGGAACACAGGCGGUGCUCCUUAAACCACUUAGCUGCUAUGGAUCAUACGUGAAAGGGUGCGUAGGACACAUGAGACACAGGAAUGUAGGACGCUGCUGGACAGACUCUGUCCAUCCAUGUCAGUAUUGUCUGCUUGGGGGAUGGGGAACAUUCUUCAAGGGCCACAUUCUCUUCUGAGCAACCUUCCAGGGGCCAUAUGCAGCAGGAACAGACUGGGCCAGAGGCAGAAGCAGGCAGAGCAACUAAUGUGAGUUGUCACCUCCGUGUAGGCGGGUGGUUUCUACAAUCUCAUCCACCCCUUGCUGACCUGCAUCCAGGCAAGCAAGAUGCAUGUUUGGAGUUCAGAGACACAUCCUAAGUCACACUGGAUAAGACUCCAGGAAUAGACUCUCUGGGGUUUGGCGUGGGCAGUCUGUGACAGUCUGUGAAGACUAUGAGGCUCCAGGAAAGGCUGUGAUUGAAAUGUCUUCAGACUGUGACCAGUAGGUGGCUGUGGUAGGGCCUUUGCUUGGCCUUGCUACACCAUAGUAGUAGUAGUAGUAGUAGUAGUAGUAGAAGAAGAAGAAGAAGAACUCAAGGAGAAUGCAAAGGAAGACUGGUGAGGGUUGUGGUUGAGGUCUAGCGCCGAGGGCCUUCUGGCAGUUCCAUCAUUGUGAGAAGCGAAGCUACAGCUUUGGCCAUGAUCACUAUGUUCUAUCUCCACAGUCUGAGCAGUGUGCCUCUGGAAGCCAGUUUCUGAGAAUCACAAGUGGGGAAAGCACGACUUCCCUUGUGCCCGGCUUGCAGGAUUCCAACUGGCAUCUGGUUGGCCACUGUGAGAACAGGAAGCUGGCCUCUGAUGGUCCUUAAUAGCUCAGUUAGGAAAGCAUGAGACUAUUAAUCUCAGGGUGGGCGAUGGGUUUGAGUGUGACGUUGGACAAAAGAUUUCUGCAUUGCAGGGGGUUGGACCAGAUGACUCUCGUGGCCCCUUCCAACUCUACAGUUCUACAAUUCUAUGAUCCAGCAAGUUCUCCUUCAGUUCUUCAUUCCUGAAAUAUUUGACUCCAUACCUUUCCCUGAAAUUUCCAGAUCCUUAAAUCCAUAGCCCAUUCUUUCACAAACCACAUUGCCCUUUUGGGGUGAGGGCGCUGCUUUGGUGGACAAAUGCCAGGUCCUCUGUGGUGCUCUGGGUCUGAAGUCCCCAUUCAUUUAGGCUGAUUGGCAGUGGGCCUUCAAGGUUUCAGACAGAGGUCCCCCGCCCCCGCAUCUGAUGCCAGAACCUUCUAAUUGGAGAUAGCAGGAGUUGAAUCUGGGGCCUCUUCUGCAGCUGCGCUCCAGCCUCUCCCUGAUCCAGGCUGGGUAGCAUCUCUCUCUCUUUCCCUCUUUCCAGCAGAGCCUUUAAUAGUUGCACAUCAGGAAGAAACUGCACACAGGGUAGGCAAAUUGGUGCCCAUCACUUCAUCUCCUUGUUGAGAAAAGCUGUUGAAUUUCUGCCUCCCACACGCCUUAGAGAGGCAGCUGGUUUUUUGUUUUGUUUUUCAAUGCAGAACAAUCUCUUUUUCCUCCCCACAAGCUGAAGGCAUUUGAAAGCAUGUGACGUUCUACUUUCUCAAUGUCAUAAAAAAUAUUUGGGAUACUGAUGCUGCGAGGAUGGCAGCAGUGCCUCAGCUCGUUUAAUUGUUUGUUUGAUGGAUCAGUUUCUCUCACACUCUAUACUGGGGGCUAUGAGGAACUUACAACAUUUCUGCUGAUUGUUAGUAGGCUGCCAUGGAUUUCCUGUCGGAGACAGGGCAGGGAACCCUUUUCAGGCUGCGGGCUGCAUUCCUUUAUGGGAAGCCACCAGGGUUUCCUGCAAACUGCUUUGAGGGUUUUUUGUUUUUGUUAUGAUCAAGUGGUGUAUAUAGUUUAUGAAAUAAACAAGCAUGCCUUCAGAGGGCUGCAUGCCAUUGGUGGGUGGAGCCAGAGGAAAUCCCCCCCCCCAUGCAGAUGGAGUUUUAACAAUGAAUAGACUAACUCAGGCAUCUCCAGCUGUUUUGGGACUACAAUUCCCACCAUCCCUGACCACUGGUCCUGUUAGCGAGGGAUGAUGGGAGUUGUAGUCCCAAAACAGCUGGUGGGCCAAGUUUGGCCAUGCCUGGACUAACGUAUAGUAGGGCAUGUGACUCCUUUCCAGUGCUACAUUCCAGUUCCACCAAAGCCAGAUGUUUCUACAAACAGCAGUCAUAUCUCCAUUCUUCAUCGAGGUAAGCAAGAGGCUCUAUCACAUUACAACAGUGUGUGUGUGUGUGUGUGUGUGUGAGAGAGAGAGAGAGAGAGAAAGAGAGAAGGGGGCGGGCAGAGAUUGUUACAAUCUGUUGCAAUCUGAUUUGAGGAUCAUUCAAUCCAAAGGCAGGAUAUAAAUCUCUUAAAGACCAGCUGCGUGAGGCUGCUUACUUAACUGCUAACUUAACUGCUUACUUAACCCUGCAGCACCCAUUACAUCAGGCUGUGUGUGUGAAAGAAAAGGGUGUCCUGCAAGCCUCCUCAUUGAGCUUUGCCAAAAGACCUGUUGGCUCCUCUCCAGUUUUCCCCCAUUCUUUUUCCACUGCAAGUUCUCUGUAGUUAAGACCUGAGCUUGCCUCCUCCCUCUUUUCCUUUUGUGUUGUGUCUCCUACAUGGUUAACCUGAGAGCAAAAAUGGUCUUCUCCCUGAUAUUAGUCACACUGAGAGCCUUUAUUGUUAUUAUUUGCCUGAAGAGAAGGAUGGAUAAAAAUGAUUACAAAUACAUACAUACAUACAUACGUACGUACUUACAUACAUGCAUACAUACAUACAUAGGUAAAGGUAAAGGGACCCCUGACCAUUAGGUCUAGUCGUGACCGACUCUGGGGUUGCAGCGCUCAUCUUGCUCUAUAGGCCGAGGGAGCUGGCGUACAGCUUCCGGGUCAUGUGGCCAGCAUGACUAAGCCGCUUCUGGCGAACCAGAGCAGCGCACAGAAACGCCAUUUACCUUCCCGCCGGAGUGGUACCUAUUUAUCUACUUGCACUCUGAGGUGCUUUCGAACUGCUAGGUUGGCAGGAGCAGGGAUCGAGCAAUGGGAGCUAACCCCUUGCGGGGAUUCGAACCGCCGACCUUCUGAUCGGCAAGUCCUAGGCUCUGUGGUUUAACCCACAGCGCCACCCGCAUACAUACAUACAUACAUAAUGUUGGAAGCAGAAUGCUUCUGAAUACCAGUUACUGGAAAUGGCAAGAGGGCAGAGUGCUGUUGCAUUCAGGGCUUCCGUUGGGCAUCUGCUUGGGCACUGCAAGAAUAGAAUGCUGGACUAGAUGGGCCACUGGCUUAAACCAGCAGGGCCCUUCUUAGGUUCUUAUGUAAGUAAUAGGGGCUGAUGCUCCUGCUCACUCCAACCUACCCACCCCAAUUUCCCCCACAAAAAUAUAGUAUUGAGGUAUGUAAGUGAGGACUAACUAACUAGCUGAAGAGGGGGAUGUUUGAAGCUCAACAGUAUGAGAGAAGGGAGGCCCACAAGAUUAGUUGCCAACAGUGGCAUCGUCAAAAUAUCCAGUCUUAUUUGCAAAUUUUGCUUUUCUGGGGCACAUGGCUUAUUUGAAGCGCCUUUGGAGAGUCUCUCCCUUCGAUUUGUGCUGCUACUUGCAAGCCUCAGUCAGCGCAGUUGUGGCAUGGCUAAAGUAAUUAAUCAAACAGCAUCCAUGGUGACUCGUUGGCGAACUUUGCAUUAAUGGACUCAUUAGUGCGCUACAUCUGAGAAGGUAGAGGAGAUGUAUGCGGCUCAGUGGCCUCUAGGAUAUCUCCAGGUGGGGUUUGGGUGUGUGUGGAUAUUUGCUAAAAUUAGCAUUUUCCAUUUCAGUGCUGUUGGUGCCACAGCAAUCCGACAAGGAAAAUGAAGGCUUUGCUUACUAGGCCAUUAUGCCUGUGGAGAAGAGAAUUGCUUUAUAGUCCUAUCUGCUUAGGCAAAUUUGGAAAUCAAAGAGGAUGAUAGCUUGAAGGCAUCAAGGUAGAAGCUGCAUUAACAUGACAGAGCUGGGGGGUUGGAUAAAAGCAAGCAGGCGGGAGUGGCAGCCUGAGCAUAUUUUUUUUAGUCUGAGGCCAAUUGUGAGUUUGCUCAUGCUGAUGCUCCAGGCUGAAAUCAUUGUUUUAUAGGGCUCAAUGCACCCUUUUAUAUCACCCCCUUGUGACACAAGAUCUCUGCUGAGUUGGUAGCUGCAGUACCGCUACUGGCCACCUGUAGUGGUGGUGCUGCAGCAUAACAGGGAACAGCUGAGGAACUCCAUCACAAGAAUAUUGAACCCUGCCUUAUGCUGAGUCAGACCAUUGAUACAGAGAAUAGGAUAUGUGAAAAAGUCCUCCUUUUUGUCUGUGCUGAAUAUCCCACCAUUCUAGGUAAAGGUAAAGGGACCCCUGACCAUUAGGUCCAGUUGUGACUGACUCUGGGGUUGCGGUGCUCAUCUCACUUUAUUGGCCAAGGGAGCCGGCCUACAGCUUCCCGGUCAUGUGGCCAGCAUGACUUAGGCACUUCUGGCGAACCAGAGGAUCGCACGGAAACACCGUUUACCUUCCUGCCGGAGCGGUACCUAUUUAUCUACUUGCACUUUGACGUUCUUUCGAACUGCUAGGUGGGCAGGAGCAGGGACCGAGCAAUGGGAGCUCACCCCGUUGCGGGGAUUCGAACCGCGACCUUCUGAUCGGCAAGUCCUAGGCUCUGUGGUUUAACCCACAGCGCCACCUGCGUCCCAUCUGCCUACUGAGCAGCAACUCCCACUAUGAGUUAAAGGAGUGGUGCUGAGCUGCUGGAACUUGCUCAGAUCAUGAUGGAGACAAGUCUUCUCUUUCUGGAGGCUAGGGACAAAUUUCUGACAAUAACUCUUCAGCAGGGUGAAAUUGUCAGGUUGAUUUUAACAGAGCUAUCUUUAUGUGCUGUGUGCGUCUGCAGGACACGGAAGUCCUGAACACAGCCAUCCUGACGGGGAAGCCGGUGUCUGUCCCAGUAAAGGUGGUUGCCGUUGAAGAAGAUGGAUCGGUGAGAGAUGUGUCUGGUUCCACCGAAUGCAGAUCAGCUGAUGAAGACGUCAUAAAGGUAAGGAAGUCCACCCCAGUUCUAAACAGAUGCCUUUGAGAUGGUCACAAGAAGAGCCUGACCAAGGUGGCCUUCUCCUAUACCUGGUAUUCAGAGAGAUAACACUGCCUCUGAAAAUAGAGGUCCUUUAUUCACUGAUGGUAUUUUACUCCAUGAAUUCACCUAUUCAUCAUCACUCCUAACAAUGAACUCAAGUGGUGAGUGCCAACAGCAGUGGGACCUCUGAGAAACAAGAGGGUAGUAUCAACAUACCCUGAUGUUUGCAGAAGUAUGACCUUUCUACAAGCCCAGGGACUGAGCAUGCUCUGUCUUUAUUUAGUGUUCAUUGUCAGUUGGAAAAGAAAAUUGGAAAAUGAAAGUAGUGAUGCAGACUCUGGUAUUCAGCUUUUGGAAAGCACCAUCAUGUAAAAGAUGUGUGUGCAAAAAGCUAGCACAUCAAAGGUAAAGUUUGCAACCUAGCCUCUUCCUCCUGUGUUCAUUUUCUAAUUGCAGGGGGAUUUUUCUUGCAGGAGAACAUUCAAAAUGCGAGCAUCCACCUGAAAUAUUUUCAAGACUCUGCUAUCACACCCACAGCACAUUCACUUGCAUGUGCAGACCAGCACCGUGUAUGGAAAAACUAGUCAGGGCUGCAAAGCAUGGAUGGGGAACCUGUGGACCUCCAGAUGUCACAGAACUCCCAUCAGCCUCAGCUAGCAAGGCCAAUGGUAAGAGAUUAUGGGAGCUGGAGUCCAGCAGCAUCUGGAGGGCCACAGGUUCCCCAACUUUCCUCUAGAAUUAUUUCAAAUACUCUUGCAGCUUCUGGAAGCAGACAUUUCCUUCUGGAUUUCAUGCUGCUAAUGAUUUGCAAGCUGGCAUAUAUGUCCCCUGUGGAUUUCUGUUUGAACCUCCAAGUCUCGCCUCUUUGUAUUUUAUGCUCAUCAGUCUAACCUUUUAUUUUGAGUUGACAUAUGACUGGUGAUAGCUUCAAAGGUAGCAGAGGCUUUGUCAGAGAAUCAUUAAUUGGGGAUCUUAAGUGGGCUGGGAAAUAUUAGGGCUGGCCUAUUAUUCAUUCUCAAAUAGACAGCUCUGGUUUUUAUACCAGACCCCGAAACUCACCUUCGCACCUUACUUUUAAAGACUUUGAAUGAGUUCAAGUAGAAUGAAACAAUGGGGGAGGGAAGAAAGUUCAGCAAAUUCUCCAAGUCAUUUUGCAGCUUUGAAUUUGGCAGCUAAGAAAUGUGACCUAAACUUUUAUUGAGUAAAAUACGGGAAUAUAGUAUAUGGGAUACAGCAAUGUCCAAGCUUCUUACCAUUGCAUUAAAGGCAUAAUGAAUAGAGACACCUUCCAAGAAAUGUAGACCCCUUUCUUUAAUGAUGUUAAUGGCCCAAAUCAAAACCUUGUUAUACCAACCACUCAAUACUUCACAGUGGGGAGAUUGUGUUAAGUAAUACGUUAGCAUGUUGAAUGUGUAAGUUUAUGUCUAGAGUCAAUGGAUAAAAGAAACAUAAUUAGAUAUACUGCUGGAUAAGUGUUUAAUGGUUCUUGUAUUUGUUUAAAAACAAAAAUUUGUUGCAAAAAAUGUGGAGGGGGGAGAAAAAGUCUCCCUCUCUUCUUAUUGUAGUUUCUAAGGCAGAGGAACCAGUGGCUCCCCAGAUGUUGCAGAACUUCACCUCCCACCAUCCCAGCUAGCAUGGCCAAUGAUCAGGGAUAAUUGAAGUUGUAGCCCAACAGUAUUAGACUUGUUUUGCAGGGGUGGGUGGGUCCCUUCCUAGAAAUUUUGACUCAGCUCUGCUUUGUACUGGAAUUGGCAAGGGCUUAAUUCUUCAAGAAUCCUUACCUGUGCCACCCAAACUGUUCAAGGGGUUAACUCUGCCUGCAUGCCACCUGUGCUAAAUUAUGAAUGACUCCUACCAUCACUGCUUCUCUGAUGGCAACCAAGCUACCCCACUGCAGCUGAAACUUCUACAUGCUAAAAAGGUAAAGGUGAAGGGACCCCUGACCAUUAGGUCCAGUUGUGGCCGACUCUGGGGUUGCGGCACUCAUCUUGCUUUAUUGGCCAAGGGAGCCAGCGUACAGCUUCUGGGUCAUGUGGCCAGCAUGACUAAACCGCUUCUGGCAAACCAGGAAGCCAUAGAAAUAGACUGGAGAAUGAAAAUAAUGCUUCCUCAUUACAGGAAAGUGGGACAAAUGAUUGAUCAGAAAAUGUAUCUUAUUGAAGAAGGCCCAUGCCACAUUGCAGCACUAAUGGAUAAAAUGGGUGUUGCAUCAGAAAACGUGUUCUAGUCCAGACAGGGUGAACCUUAGCUAGAGACCCACAUCAUGGCCACAGCUUUGCCUGUGACCCACCUGGGAUGGUCUUGCAACCCACCUGUGGGUCCCAACUGGUUGACGAUGACCUAUGGAGUAGAUAUUACUGAGCUAGAUGGACCAGCAGCCUGCCUCAGUAUAUCUAUGGCAGCUUCUUCUGUUCCACCCCAUCAUAAGGAGGUGUUUGUGUGCCAGCCUUCUGCAGACCGUGCAUUCCUGAGACAGUUAAACCAUCAUUUCUGUAUACACAGUCAGGAUAGCGGUGUGAUUAAGUGAUGUGUUUGCCCUGCCUUCCCAAAGAGCAUUGAAAAGGUCAGCUAGUGCUUCUGAUCCCUGCCAUUGAUUUUGAGAAUACCCUGGAUCAGAAGAGAUAGAGUAAAGAAAUAUUGUAAGAUCACUGCCACUGAAAGAUGAAAAGAGAGGAUAACCCUUGUUGCUCUGCUUCUUGCCAGUGGCCAGGGAUGAUGGGAGUUGGGAGCUCAGUAACAUCUGGUGGGUAAAAUGUUAGCCACCCCUGGUGCAAGGAAGAGUGAGCUCAGCAAACCAGUUUUUUGACUUGGCAUAAGGCAUUUCCCUUCGCUCUUGUAUCUCCUCUGGCUUGAACAAAAACACCUCACUUUUCUUGUGACUUUCGUGACUUCCUGGAGAUUAAACAUCCUAAAAGCUACGGUUGCAUUGUUUAAUUCAUGAGCAAACUAGAUUAAUCAGUUCAGAUGGUUUCAAUGGACUUGAAGAAUAAAGAAAUCAUUUCAUCCCACUCGUAAAAUGUAAGAGCAGAUAUAUUAAAACAGCACUCUUAUAACCUUUAAAGGGCAAAAUCCCCAUAGGAACAUGUAGAAAUGUGUGGUCCCUAAUAUCCAUUUGGCCAAAUGCGUUUUGACAAAGUCUUCUUCAACGGCUGGAUAUUUCCUUAGGCUUUGAUGUAAGGGAACACCAUUCUUAAAUGAGGACAAGUUGUAUCAAAAUGUAGGAUACUUACAUCCUCUCAGGUGAGCCAACUUGGGACCCAUACCGUGGGUGCCCAGUGUGCAUGUGCCAAACCUCUCCACACGUCAUGAUGUUGGCACAGCAUGCACACGUCCUCUGGCACUGUGGUGGCAACUGGGCCAGGACCUGUGCCUCCACUGUGGAGCCUCUGUUGAGGCCUGUGGCUGCGGCUGCACCCUGGAAGCAUGUCUGCGGCUUCAGCAGGCCUCAACAGAGGCCCCACGGUGGAGGCGCCAGCCCCGGUCCAGUCAUGGCUGCAGUGCUGGAGCGCCAGAGAUAAAAUGGCAGGCAGCAGGCGACAGGGGCAGAGGCCCAACAGCCACAGCAAAAACUUUUUGGGUGCCUGGGCUCCCAGGGCCCCCUGGAGUUGGCACCAGUGCAUCCCCUCAGUUUCUUGUUUUACUGUUUUAAUCAGAAUAAAAAAAUUCCUUCCAGUAGCACCUUAGAGACCAACCAAGUUUGUUAUUGGUAUGAGCUUUUGUGUAUCUGAAGAAGUGUGCAUGCACAUGAAAGCUCAUACCAUUAACAAACGUAGUUGGUCUCUAAGGUGCUACAGGAAGGAAUUUUUAAAUUUUGUUUCAGCUACGGCAGACCAACACCUACCUGCUUUAAUCAGGAAAUAGUAAUUUUGGCAGGUACAGUGGUACCUCGGGUUAAGUACUUAAUUAGUUCUGGAGAUCCGUUCUUAACCUGAAACUGUUCUUAACCUGAAGUACCACUUUAGCUAAUGGGGCCUCCCACUGCUGCUGCUCCUGCGCCGCCCCACACGAUUUCUGUUCUCAUCCUGAAGCAAAGUUCUUAACUCGAGGUACUAUUUCUGGGUUAGCGGAGUCUGUAACCUGAAGCGUCUGUAACCUGAAGUGUACGUAACCCAAGGUACCACUGUUCUAAUGAGCCAUGAAAAAAUAUAGCCAUGUGCUUCUUCUUUUUUUAAGUCUGAUGACUCUUUCUCAUCCCCUCUCUCACUAACUUUGCUCUAAUAAGAAAAUAAGAAUGCCUCUCGCUUGCAAGACCAGGCCAAUGACCCAUCUAGUCCAUCCUGCUCUCACAGUGGCCAACCGGAUGCCCAUGUGAACAAGCAGGACCUGAGUGCAACCAUGCUCUCUCCUGGUAUUCAGAAACAUACUGUGUUUAGCCAUCCUAACUUGAAGCUAUUGACUCAGCGUCUCCUCCUCUCUCUCAGGAAGAAAAGUCUGUUCUAAGAUAAUGCCUGCUGUGACACACACACAGACAUCUAAAAACAAAGAAAAUAUACUUCCUUCCCCCCACUUUAGAACUGUUAUUUUCCUUGAUAAUGGAAAUUUGUGCAGAUGUAAUCAAUUAAUUGACUGAUUAGAGGAUUAGCUGAUUCAAACUCCCACAAUCUGACUAAGAUUCCUUUAAACUUGAGUGACAGCCAAAACUUCCCUUUUCAUGGCCACAUAACUCUGCUGCAGUUCUUAUCUGAUGAGGGACUUUCUUAUUUAUCACUCCACAAUAAAUUGUAACUCUUGUAAACCCUCGAAGUUAUAAAUCACCCGUUUGUUCCUUGCCGUCUCUUAUUUCCUCCCCCUCCCCUCUUCACUUCAUUACGCCACACAGAGAUGUGUUAAGAUAGCAUUUGUAGACUUAUCUUGGUGUUAAUUGAGUUUCCAACAUUUUUUUAAAAAUUUUUUGCUGAGGUAUUUAGGUGUUACUGAGCACCAAAUAACACUGACUGGGGAAAUGUCAUUAAAAAGGAUUAGGUGCCCAGGAACAUUAAUAUCUUUGUAGUGUGUGGGAGGUGCUGCAUUUGAAAACUCUCCCAUUAAAAGAUACAUCCCACAACACAAAGUAGCUAAGGUGAGAUCUCAUAUUGGGCCAGUUGGAUUUGUAAGCUAGCAAGAACACAGAACUCUUUUGGGGAUCAAUGAAUGAACGAAUGAAUGAAUGAAUCAAUCAAUCAAUCAAUCAAUCAAUCAUAUUAUUUGAAUUCUGCCUUCCAAAGUUAGAACCAUGCUCAAGGCGGCUUACAACAUAUAAAAAAUACAUAAUUACAAACAUAACAAAACAUAACAUAACAGCAACAUCACCCCCUAAAACCCCCCUAAACAAUACCCCAACCCAAGAGUUGAAUGAUACAGUGGUACCUCGAGUUAUAUACGCUUCAGGGUUACAUACACUUCAGGUUACAGACUCCGCUAACCCAGAAAUAGUGCCUCAGGUUAAGAAUUUUGCUUCAGGGUGAGAACAGAAAUUGUGCUCUGGCGGCGCGGCAGCAGCAGGAGGCCCCAUUAGCUAAAGUGGUGCUUCAGGUUAAGAACAGUUUCAGGUUAAGAACGGACCUCUGGAACGAAUUAACUACUUAACCAGAGGUACCACUGUACAUGCAAAUCCUCUGAAGGAGUAGAAGCAGCAGCAGACAUUGCUUCUCCUGUGACACUGCUUCUUAGUUCCAUCUCUAUCCUUUUUAGUCCCAUUUCCUCACUUCUUCGGCUGCACAUCUGGGAUCCUGCUGAUCCCAGCAGCACUAGAAAAGUGAUGAGCAGAAAGAAGGCCGCAUGACAGAGGAGACCACAGAAGAGAAGAUAUUAUUUCUUAUUUUUUUAAAAAAUAACUUUUUAAAUAACUUUUUUCUCUUUUCAAAAAAAAGAAAAAUGUACCCGGAUUCUUUGAAAAAAAUCUGGUAGCUAGCCUUACACAAACAGCCAAAGACACUGUAAUUCUAUCCAGAGUGAAGAGUCCAGUCACAACAAAGUAAUAAUGUUUCACAAUUACCUAAAAAAAGGUAAAGGGACCCCUGACCAUUAGGUCCAGUCGUGGCUGACUCUGGGGUUGCGGCACUCAUCUCGCUUUAUUGGCCGAGGGAGCCGGCAUACAGCUUCCGGGUCAUGUGGCCAGCAUGACUAAGCCGCUUCUGGCAAAUCAGAGCAGCGCACGGAAAUGCCGUUUACCUUCCCGCCAGAGUGGUACCUAUUUAUCUACUUGCACUUUGACGUGCUUUCGAACUGCUAGGUUGGCAGGAGCAGGGACUGAGCAAUGGGAGCUCACCCCGUCGCGGGGAUUCGAGUCGCCGACCUUCUGAUCGGCAGGUCCUAGGCUCUGUGGUUUAACCCACAGCGCCACGUGAGCCAAAAUAAUCUGGAGCUAACUGAUAGUACAAGUUGUUCCGGUCUUUUGCAUAUGAAUCCUGAGAAACUCACACACCCUUUCCUUCCCUUUCUGUCCUCCACAAGUGAGACACUGUUCUAAGCCUCACCAGGCAGCGUGCAUGUAAUUGCCUAAUUUUGUGCUUCUUUACCCCAUUAAUUCUGUCCCUUGUUGUUCUUUUCUAAUUGAUGAAAUGUGUCGUGUCCCGUUGGCCGUGGCAAACGACGUGGCAUUCUUAACCUUUGAUGCUUUGCUUAGUUGAUUUUGAUUAAGAAGAUUGAGCAAGACGGGGCUAACUGGAUGGGCCAUGAGUUCAUCUCCCCGCUCCCCAAACUUUGGCCUUUCUGGGAAAGAACUGGAGUGCUGUGCCUCCCUGACUGGAAACUCUGGCACAAUCCACUCUCCUACUUUGUCACCCUUUUGAGGAAGAGCCCUGCUAUCUGUGUCCAGCACAAUUGCACCAAAAUUCAGCCACUCACAUUUAUUAUAUUGUUACCACCCUGUGAUCUUCAGAUGAAUGGGAGUACAGUGGUACCUCGGGUUACAGACGCUUCAGGCUACAUACGCUUCAGGUUACAGACUCUGCUAACCCAGAAAUAGUACCUCGGGUUAAGAACUUUGCUUCAGGUUGAGAACAGAAAUCGUGCUCCAGCGAUGUGGCAGCAGCGGGAGGCCCCAUUAGCUAAAGUGUUCUUCAGGUUAAGAACAGUUCGACCUCCGGAACGAAACUUAACCCAAGGUACCACUGUAUAGAAGUUUAAAAUAAAUAAAAUAAAAUAAAAUAAAAUAAAAUAAAAUAAAAUAAAAGCUAGCAAAAUGUCUGCCAUUAUAUGGGAGGGCUGUGCGUAGUCAAAUAUCAUGAGGACAUUUGGAACUGCAGUCACUGGCCAAGGAAGGGAGGGGCAGGGGGAGCGCACCACCCCCAGCACCAUUGGGGAGGGGGGUACCAUCGCAGCCGCCACCCUGGACAUGCGCUGUGCACCCUCCCAUCGUGCCAGGCACCAUGCCCCUGCAGGUGGUGCCACGCCCCCUGGACGCAUGCUGCGCCCUGUUUGUGGCAUGCCAUGCUUCCGGGGAAUGCGCCACACACCCCGGGGCACACGCCAUCCACGCCCCCGCCUGCUUUCCACCCCCAGAACUGGAGCAUGCAGUUUCGCCACUGACUGCAGUGCAUCUCUGGACAAUGGACCUUGGGUGGCUGUUGAGACAACUCAGGAGAUGACAGUCGAGCUACAAAGCUGGAACUGUGGUGAACCAGAUGCCUUAUGGACAAGGCUUUCCCCCCAGCCUGAACUCAUAGGAACUCAGUUCCAGCACCUCUCAGGCGGGUGCUAUUGGCAUUAUAAGGGAACAAGGGAGGCGAUUUCCAGCACCUCUUUUUCUAGAAAAAUAGAACUGCUUAUAGGAAAUCCACUGCUUAUGGGAAACAGCAUCUGAGUGCAACAGGACUCUCCCUGCUUGCAAUUCCCAGAAACUGGUAUUCAGAGACAUAUUGCCUCUGACAUUGGAGGCAGAGCAGAGCCAUCAUGGCUAGUCGCCCCCAAUAGCCUUAUAUUCCAGGAAUUUGUUUUAUCUCAUUCUAAAAGCAUCCAGUCAAUUGAGCCUCAAAUGCUAUUUGCAAACAGUAACCCCAUCAUUCUGGUGCAUUUUCCACUAUGGCCCCCAGACCUUCAAACUGGUCGUCAUCGGAAGAGGCAGCCAAAUAUUAUUUACUUUGCUCUUCUUGAGAUCUGCAAUCAACCUUGCGCUCCCUCUGCUCUGUGAGCUUUAAUCAGAUUUCUCUAAACAUUGCUUGAGCGAAUGUGUUUGUGGUUUAAUUUACCUGCACCUGCCUUCUGGCAACGUGUUCAAAGAGUCACUCCCUGGGGACGUAUAAUUGACACUGAAGACAGAGAUGAUGAGUCUGACACGCCACCCUCGUUCUGAAGUACCUGCAGUUAAUUUAGGUGACAUAAAAGACUCUCGCCGUUGACAGGUCCCAGCUCCUUUCCCCCUCGAGUGGAAGGCUUGUGGGGGAUACUUUACCUUAUUAUUAGCUUCAUUUUAUUUUAAAUUUCCAGCUGGAAAUUGGAAUGUAGCCACAAUUGGGGGAAACACCUCUUAGAGUCAAAAGCUUUCCUGCUUCUGAGCUUCAUAUGUUGUAUUUUUUUUUAAAAAAAUGAUAUUUAUUAAAAUUUCAAAAAAUACAGAAUACAGAAAAAAGUAUAAAGUUUUUAAGAUAUAACAAAAAAGUAAAAAAUAAAAAAACCAUACAGAAUAAAACAGUUAAAAACACGUUAAUUUUCCAUAGCCUAUCUUCCUUACACUUAUUUCCCCGGACCUCCUCGUACCUCCCUUUUUGUAUUCCAGUUCAGUUUGUUAGUUCAGCAAAUCCUUACCAUUAAGCUUUUACCUAUUUAUAAAACCUUUUUUCGUAUCUCUUAAAGCAUUACAGCUGGAAACCACUUAGUUUCUAUCCAACAUCCUUCUAAAAUUCCUUAAUUUUACAAUAUUUCUGUAAAUAGUCUUUAAAUUUCUUCCAGUCUUCUUUCACCGACUCUUCUCCCUGGUCUCGGCUGAGCUUAAUAUGUUGUAAGCUGUCCUGAGUGACGUGUUAUUUACACCAGAAGCUAUAGAUGGCCUGAGAAAGAAAUACCGUAUUUUUCACUCUAUAGGAUGCACUUUUUCCCUUCAAAAAAUUAAGGUGAAAUGUGUGUGCAUCCUAUGGAGCGAAUGCAGGCUCCUUGGCUUCAGCGAUAUCAACACGAAGCGUCCAAAGCACAGAGGGAGCGCUCCCUCCGCGCUCCGGAGGCUACGCGUUGCUUUCACUGAAGUCUGGAGAGCGAGAGGGGUCGGUGCGCACCAACCCCUCUCACUCUCCAGGCUUCAGGGAUAGCCGCCCGAAGCCUUUGGAGUGCAGCGGGACCUUGCACUGCGCUCCAAAGGCUUCGGGUUCCUUUUGCUAGAGCUGGGAGAGCAACCUUGCCGCCGCUCCCGGACCUGUUCUGGGGGCUGGGGUCGGGGGAAGCUCGGGAAGGUAAAUAGCGUUUCCGUGCGCUGCUCUGGUUUGCCAGAAGCGGCUUAGUCAUGCUGGCCACAUGACCCGGAAGCUGUGCGCCGGCUCCCUUGGCCAAUAAAGCGAGAUGAGUGCCGCAACCCCAGAGUCGGCCACAACUGGACCUAAUGGUCAGGGGUCCCUUUACCUUUUUACUAAAAACUAAAAGAGACUACUGGACUGCAUGAGUAUUACAGUUCUCACUCAGCCAUCUAAUCACUAUAGAGAUAACACAGAGACUCCCACAGAGUCAGGCAGAAGCAAAGAGCAGUUUCUGCCCCCUCCUCUCUGAAAACAUUGUUAGGAGAUUCUUGCAAUGUGAGGGGGUGAAAAUAUCCACAUCACAUUCAUUACUGGCCCUGCUACAUGUCCUCCUUGAGUAUUUUCCCCUGGCUGCAGGGUCACCAAGAAGCAGUGGCAUAGCGUGGGUUGCCAGCACCUGGGGACACAUGGAGGGGGUGGGAGGAAGGGAAAUGGAUGGAGUAUGCGUGCACAUUUGACUGCCUAAUGGUCUCUGCGUCAUGGGGGGGGGGGAUCACAGCCACAGAGAUAAGAAAAAAAGAGUCCUUCCAUUGUCUGGAGAGGUCACUUCCUGGUUUGUAUGGAAAAGCCAUUUUCAAUGGAGCCCAGAGACGGAAGUGCGCAGCUGUAUUGAGGCAGCACUAGGUGUUGACAUUUUUCGCCCCUAACCAUUUUGCUCCUGGGGCAACUGCCCUUGUGAUUCCCCCCCCCCACUGCGCCACUGCCAAGAAGUACAGAGGGUAUUGUUGUAUUGGCCCACAGAUUAAAUUAAAAGGGGGAGAACCAUGUACAGUGGUGCCUCGCAAGACGAAAUUAAUUCGUUCCGCAAGUCUCUUCGUCUUGCGAGUUUUUCGUCUUGCGAUGCACGGUUUCCCAUAGGAAUGCAUUGAAAAUCAAUUAAUGCGUUCCUAGGGAAACCGCCACUUUUUGCUCCUUGGAGAAAAAUGUGGGAGAUAAAUGCAAUGAUUAAUAAUAAUAAUAGCAGCAAAAAAUAACAAUAAAUUCAUACAUACAUAUUGGGUGAAGGGUGUUUGUGAAUGCAUUCCAUCCUGCAAAAAUGACUGAUAGGUCCAUAACUGUAUGAUGUUAACCUAUAGGCUGCUUACAGUAGAAAAUGAGUUGACUCUUCAGUGAAAGCUGGUUCAUUAGGGUAAAGGGGGCACUUCCCUAUCAAGCACAGUCCGCCCUCAGGCAGCCCCCCCACCCCCAAUCUGCCUGCUUCCUUUGGUUACAACCACUCCAGCGGGUGACACUGGCUAUUGGCCUCAUCUUCCUGAGUUUCUUUGUUGCCUUUGUAGAAUUCAGCAGGGAUGAGGACAAACCAGAAUGCAUUGAUUCCACCCAUGGGUGUAGCCAAGGGGGUGGGGGGCACCUGCCCCCCAUCAAGUAAAGCAAUAAAAAUACUUAACUAACUGACCAAUCAGUCAGCUUUGCCUACUGUUGGCCUCCCUGCCUUAAAUAAUAAUAAUAAUAAUAAUAAUAAUAAUAAUAAUAAUAAUUUAUACCCCGCCCAUCUGGCUGGGUUUCCCCAGCCACUCUGGGUGGCUUCCAACAGAACACUAAAAUACAAUAACCUAUUAAACAUUAAAAGCUUCCCUAAACAGGGCUGCCUUCAGAUGUGCCUAUGGGCACCAGUCUCCAACAAAGAAGCUGAAAUAUGGGUGAUGCCCCUGUCAAUCAUGUAUAGCUCUGCUUCUUUCCUCCUGGUAUAAUCCCAGCUUUGCAGGCCUGCUACAUCCUGAUGAGUGUUUGACAGAGGGGGGGCGGGGGGGGACACAGCCAUGAUCAGGAGACAAAAAACCAUAUAACUAUCCACACUCCCUAAUGACUCCAAAGAGAAUGGAAUCAUUCCUGUGAAUGGGAAGAUAAUGAGCAGAGAUACAAGAGCUGUUUCAAGUUUUGAAACAAGGCUUCUAGAAUGGAUGAGCUGCUGUAAUGAAGUGGGGAAGCUCACUUUCUUGAGUUCCACUGAUCUAUUUGUUUGAAUGGCACCAGCAGGCAGGUUGAGUCCUGUGCAGAGACCAUUUAUUUCAGCUGGAAUCCAAAGAGAUUUGCACACCCUCUCCACUGAGUUUGGGAAUCCCAGUUGAAUUUUGACAUAAUAAAAUAAACAAAACAAAACAAAACACAUCCCCUUCAUCUCAGGCUUGUCACUGUUGUUGUUCAUAUUAUUAGGGGCAGCAGAAGAUUUAUAGCUCACCUUUUCUCCAAAGAGCUCAAGGCAGCAUUCUUGACUGCCCGCCUCAUAUUUUAUCCUCGCAACAACCCUGUGAGGUAGGUCAGGCUGAGAGGCAGUGACUGGCCCAGGAUUACCUUGUAAGUUUUGUGGGUGGGUGGGGAUUGGGACUAGUCCAGCACUCUCACCAAGACAACCUGCUGGCAUGUUUGAUGUCAGUGGAGGGCUGCUUGUAACUCCAGAGCCUUACAAUCUAUUGUGUGCUGCCUCGGCUCAGUUUUAUAAGGGUCUUCUAUAACUGCACAUGAGCUGGGAGUGUGUACUUCUCCGCUUGCAAAUUGGCCCCUAAGGCAUGGGUGGGGAGAGGGCUAAUGGGCUUAUGUUCUGCAUGUGGACAUCUGACUGGUCACUGUGGGAAGACCAAUCCCCUUCCCUGGGGGGCGGCAUUGCUGGUGUGCAUCUGGGACCUCCCAGUGACCCGGCAGUGGGCGGAGGGAUGCUGCCCACGUCAUUAGGACUCCCAGCCAUGUCACGCCCUGGCUGACCAAUCGGGUUAGCCGGGGGGCUGUUUAAACUGCGUUGUGGCUGGGGGGCCGACCUCCAUUCACCUUCUUGUCGGAUCUCCCAGCCCACCCUCCCUCUUUUUAUGCAUUGCUUGACUUUGGCCUUGCUAUGGACUAACGUCAAUCGCCUGGUUGUUGGGCGCCAGGUAGGAAUUUUUCCACUUGGCAAAUUGGCACCAGCCAUUUGGUUUUUGCCAACCUUGUAGCAAUCAUCACAACUUUGUAAAGUUAGGCGUUGGGUAAGCCUUGUUUAUAGGGACGCGGGUGGCGCUGUGGGUUAAACCACAGAGCCUAGGACUUGCCGAUCAGAAGGUCGGUCGUUCGAAUCCCCGCAACGGGGUGAGCUCCUGUUGCUCGGUCCCAGCUCCUGCCAACCUAGCAGUUCGAAAGCACGUCGAAGUGCAAGUAGAUAAAUAGGUACCGCUCCGGCGGGAAGGUAAACGGUGUUUCUGUGUGCUGCUCUGGUUCACCAGAAGUGGCUUACUCAUGCUGGCCACAUGACCCGGAAGCUGUACACCGGCUCCCUUGGCCAAUAAAGUGAGAUGAGCGCCGCAACCCCAGAGUCGGCCAUGAGUGGACCGAAUGGUCAGGGGUCCCUUUACCUUUAAGCCUUGUUUAUGGGAGGGGAGGUUGUUGCCUCCACCUGCCCCUCCUCAUUAAGGGUAUCCCGUUAAAAGCAUCCGGGUGUGUGUGUGGAUCCUGUCUGAAGCCUGGGCGUGGGCUAGGGCUAUGCCACAACCCCAUUGGUGACCCUGGGGGUGCUCUUAAUUGAUGUAUAUCAUAGGGCUCCCCUUAUCGGUGGUUGACCCUUCAGAGACUUCCUGCAGACGGGCAGGAGUCAGGAUAUAGUCUGGCUUCACCCAAAUACACCAAACCGCUUGCAUCUGCAACCAAUAAAGUUGUGGCCUAAUUUAUCUCAAUUAACCCAAUAUAUUCAUGUCUGUGUGUUUAUUUCUGAGGGAACUGCGGGGCCCGGGGCCUCGCCACGCAACAGGGUGCUGAACUGGCUGGACUGGGCGCCUGAUGCAACAGGUUCUUCUUCUGUCUUUAUCCUCUCGCUCCUGAUUAAAUCGAAGGAAUAUUUCCAGCCACAAGUCUGCUCCACAGUCUUCCCUAGUGUUUCCAUUGUAUUGAUUUUCAUUUAUUUGUUUGCUUGCUUGCUUGAAAGACUGUAAACUGAGUACCUAAAGAAAAGAGACAAAGCCCAUAUUUACAUUUCUUUUACACUUCAGGAAAGAAUGCAGGCUCUCCUUUCCUCCCUACACACCCUUAAUUCACUCUUCUCCUCUGACAAAGCAUAAGCACCAGGUUUUUCUUCCCCUCAGCCGUUCUGAAGCUUCUGAUCUUAAAGCACCUCUCCUUCUCAGUCCCCCCCACCCCAGACAAUGAUUCAUCUUGCUGAGCAUUUGAAAUAUGAUUAUUAUUUUUUUCCCCUUCCCAGAUUGGGAAGCUGUUUGUUCAAACGUGUGGAUUUGGUCUUCUACUUCUGAGGACUGUAGCACAUUUGUAGCAUGUAAAUUGGAAAGCAAACAGACAGGCACACUCUAAAACUUUGGCAAGGUGUGAAAAUAGUGAAGCCAAAACAGGGUCUGCCAAGUAUUUUUGAGAGUGCAUCUGGGUGGGCCGAACUAUCCAGCUGUUGCUGAUAAAAUGAAUGGGUUUGUGUCAGUGUUUUCAAUUUUCAAGAUUUUAAGUCUUAUUUGUCCUUCACCAGUCUCAGGACUUAACUAGAUGGGAUGAGGAUGAUCAUUAGUAAUAAUAUUAUUUACCUUCCCUUCAUCCUAAGGUCCCAGGAUGCAACAUACAAAAUUAAAAACAGUUUAAAACAAACCGCAAUCACAAAACAGGGUGCAUCCUAAAUCUAUACAGCUCAGGGGUCAAAGGUCAGGGUAAAGAGGUGUGUCCAGCUAUCACUGAAAACUGUGGAAAUGCCAGAUGUAGGAAGUCCCACAGUUUAAGGGCUCCCACAGAUAAUGCCCUCUCCUGGGUCACACACAGAGGCGGAACAAGGCGGGUGCGGCACUUUCCAGGUGCCAUCCUGAUGGGGGUGACAUUCCGCCCCCCGCCUGCCCGCGACUCCCAAGCCUACAGCAACCCGGGGAAAGGGGGCAGCUGCAAAGUGAUGCGCAAGGGAAGCCUACCCACUAGACGUUGGCUCUGCGCGGCUUUGCAGCUCCAGCUCUCUCAGAGCUGCAGCCACGAGCAGGGGAUCCCACCGCCGUCCAUAUGUCAGCGCGUGCACGGCAUGUAGCGGUGCUGCACAUGUGCCUUAAGUACGGCGCAUGCACAUGUGCCACCAGGCGGUUUGUCCCACCCCCCGACACCCCGCACUGGGUGCCGGUUAGCCUUCCUUCGCCCCUGGUCACACAUCCACAGAUGAGCUUCUGAGAGUGGCAUUACUACUAAGAGUAGUAACACCAAAGAGAGUCUGUAGGGAAAGAGUCAGUCUUUCAGAUAUUUGAGGCCCGAGUCUUUUGGGGAUGUGGGUAGUCCUUUAUUGGAUCUCCUACACUGGCUUUCCUCCAGAUAUUUUGAACUAGCUCCCAUCAGCCCCACAUGAAUCCCCACAUCACUUCCAGUCUGAGCAGAAGGAAGAAGGGUAUUCGCUGAUGCUGUGCAAGGGACGAUUCUUCCCCCAAAAGCAGUGCCAGAUUUACAUAUAAAGAAGCUAUAGCUUAGGGCCCCACUCUCUUGGAGGCCCCCACAAAAUGAUGUUGGACAUCACAAUUGCUGAAUACACAAAGCUUCGCAUCUUGUCUUUCAUCGUACAAAGUCUGGUACCUUGCUUCAUUUAAAGAUUUUCAGAGACUUUGAGACUAAAGAUUUCAUUUUGGACUUCUUAUGGUUUGAAGGAAUUCUAUAAAAGAUUGUUUAUUGCGUAUGUACAUGGUCAUCGUGUUGCCUAGACAUUGCUGACGUUCUCUUUGCAACACAGGGGUUUGUUUGGUUACUUAUUGCUUUUGAUGUUGGCUUGAAGGAAUUGGCCCACCAAAUGAAGUUCCCAGUUGCAUCUGCCCACUUCUCCUAAAGGAUUGUGGAGGAUGGGUCUAGUUCCCAGCCUCUAUCUUAGAUUAUAGCUAAGCUUCUCAAUUGAUGCUGGCUUUUUUUUAUAUAGGAAAGUCAUGCCAAUUUCAGCAAAAUUCUCCCGAGUUUAUGCAAGAAGGAGCCUUCCACCUUUGCAUGCUCUGAAAGGAAUCUAGGGGCUCUUUGUCAAAGCGGCACGAGUUUUCUGACAGCUUCAUUGAAGUUCUCUUCGGAGAACGUCUCUGGAAAUUCUUCUGCAGAAGCCCCACUGAUGUACAUCAUUCAUUUCCGAUGGGCUUAUGUCUGACAACUUCCCAGUUCUAUCCAAAAGACUUUCAACAAAGCUGUGCUGUCAAAAAAAAUCCUUAGAAACUUAAUGAGCCAUAUCUGUACCACAAGCCGGGAUCCAAGUUCUUCAAGGCUGAGAGGCCCAUAGGAGAAUGCAGUGUACAUUCCUUUGUAUAUGCUAUGUGUGUUUCUGGGUGUGUGUAUGGAGGUGUAGGACUGCAAAGAGUACCUUAAAACCCAGCAGUCAGGCAGGCCCAGAGAGAACACAGCUCAAGUCAGGCUAAAAAUGAGUGCAGGGGCUAAGUACGCACAAAACCUGUUAGGUAGGAUUUAUUUAUUCAUUUCAUAAAAUUCAUAUACUGCUUGAUUGUUGAAAAAAGCCUCAAAAGUGGUUUACAAAUGUGACAAAACAAUAAAAUCAUCACUAAAAAAAUUUACAAUCAUAAUUUCAAAUAUACAGAAGGUUAAACCUGCAAUAAAAUAGACUAAAACAAACUAAAACUCCUACAAUGUAUCAGUAAAAAUGUUUUCAGCAGGUGCUAAAAUGUAAUGCAGUGGAGGUGCCUGCCUGAUAUCAUUAGGCAGGGAGUUCCAAAGGACAUUCUUUCCCUCAAAGAACUCUGGACACUGUAGUUUGUUAAGAGCUGCUGGGAAUUGCAACUCUGUGAGGUGUAUACUACAGUGCCCAGAAUUAUCUUGUAUUUUUGUGUUUUUAAUAUUUUGUUGGAAGCUGCCCAGAGUGGCUGGUGAAACCCAGCCAGAUGGGUGGGGGUAUAAAUAACUUAUUAUAAUAUAAUAAAUUAUUAUUAUUAUUAUUAUUAUUAUUAUUAUUAUUAUUAAUCAUCUGAGGGAAAUAAUGUGUUUCAAUUGUGUGUUAAAGGUACAGUGUUUACACAGCCUGAAUCAAAAGUUCUCAAGAGAGCACUUUCACUUUGAAAAGGGAUGGGAGAGUGUUGGGUUUUUCCUUGAUUUCAUGGUGGUAAUUUUACAACAAUUUAUUUGUCUCUUAAAAAUGAAACUAAGCAUGACUUACAGAUGUUAUUAGAAAUAAUAAUAAUAAUAAUAAUAAUAAUAAUAAUAAUAAUAAUAUUUUUUAUUUAUACCCAACCCUUCCUGGUUCAGAAAACUGGGUUCAGGGUGGCUAACAACAAAUUUAAAACACUUAAUUGUAGAAGCAACAUAAAAUACAGUAUAAAAACAUGAAUAACAAUAAAAUUCAACGUUCAGAAAUCAAUUUGGGGAAAAUCCAUCUAAUAAGCAUUAGAUAGUCACCAGGGCUAGCUGGCUGAAUUAGUCCUACUUGAGCCAGUGAGGGGGCCAGGGGAGAAUUAGCUGUGGGGUCUCAGAGCGGGUAAUCUUCAUAAAAGAGGAGGGGGGAAGAGAAGGGAAAUAAAAGAUCAGGCUGAAUUCAAAUUAAAGGCCAGGCGGAAUAGCUCUGUCUAUUAGACAUAGAACACAUUGGGAGGCAAACUUUUUGAUGGGCUUGGAAGUUGCUUCUGGGAAUGGGAGUUCUAAAUGUGUAUGUGGUAAACUCAGAACCCCUCAUUAUAUAUGUAGGCAAAACUUGCCAUAUAACCAUAUAGAUUGCAAAAGAUGGAAUUGGGAUUCAAGAUGGCCUUAACAGACUGGAGAACUGGGCCCAAACUAGCAAAAUGAAUUUCUAUAGGGACAACUGUAAGGUUCUGCACUUAGGCAGGAAGAAGUAGUUGCACAAAAAUAAGAUGUGGAACACCUGGCUUGCCAGGUCUAGAUUUAGGGGUUUUAGUAGGGCACAAGCUUAACAUGAGUCAACAGUGUGAUGCAGCAGCAAAAAUGGCUAAUGCUAUUCUAGGCUGCAUCAACAGAAGUAUAGUGUCCAGAUCAAGGGAAAUAAUUGUUGGCAUCUGUCUGCCUCAAGUGACAAUGGAGUGCGCUUGUAGGGGUGAAGCUAAACUGUUGCAUUAGUGGCAGCAAAGUGACCUCCCUGGGGCACGAGUGUGGAGGGUAUGCAUACCCUCCAACAGUUCUCCGAUGAAAAUAGGGACGUGCAAUUCUAUAAUGAUAAUUUUACUAUUUAUACCCGCACAUCUUCCUGGGUUGACCCAGUCACUCUGGGCAGCUUCCAACAUAUAUAAAAACAUAAUAAACUUCCCUAUACAGGAUUGCCUUCAGUCCACUUGGGGGUCAGAUAACUCCAUACCCUUCAACAUACUCCCAGUGAAAAUAGGGACAUUCUGCCACGCCCUCCAACGUUUCUCCAAUGAAAAUAAGGACAUCCUAAGGAAAAGUGGGACAUCCCAGGAUCAAAUCAGAAACCGGGAUGGCUUCUCUAAAUCAGGGAUGUCCCUGGAAAAUAGGGACAUUUGGAGGGUCUGUGCAUGGAGGUCCUGGGCUUCCUGGAUAACAAGACCCCUCUCUCAGCCUCACUGAUGUGCUCCAAAGGAAAACAGAGCAAUAUGUUUGGCACCAGCUUGGCUGCAGGAGUUGCUGGAAAGAGGCAUGUAAGGCACCAUCCAACAGUCUUAGAUUAAUCCACUCUGGAUUAGUAUACUUCCCAAAGACAUCCCACAAGACAUCCUCAAGGCAGCAGAAGUUUAGGAUCAAAGCUUUCCUUCUCCUAGACUGGCUACCUUCCCAGUUGAUGAGCCCCAUCGGCCCCUCACUUCCCCCUAUACAGCACAUGCAGAAACCGCCUCCUUAAGGGAAUUAAUCAUAGUACUCUAUUCUGCCUUGGUCAGACCACACUUCUGGCCGCCACAGUUUAAGAAGCAUAUUAACAAGCUGGAACGUGUGUAGAGGAAGGGUAACCAAGAUGAUCAAGGGUCUAGAAAUCAAGCCUUAUGAGGAACAGUUGAGGAAACUGAGUAUGUUCAGCUUGGUUAUGAAGAGACCAAGAGGAGAUAAGAGAACAAAUAUGGAACAAUCUCUGGGGACUGGAACCCAAGCCAAUGGAUUCAAGUUACGAGAAAGGAGAUUGCACCUAAACGUCAGGAAGAACUUUCUGCUGUUCGACAAUGGAACAGACUGCCUCAGGAGUUUGCAGACUCUCAUUCCUUGGAAGUUUUGAAGCAGAGGUUGGAUGGCCAUUUGUCCUGGAUGCUAUACUUUAGAUUCCUGCAUCGCAGGGGGUUGGACUAGAUGAUCCUUGGGGUCCCUUGAGUCUACAAUGCUAUGAUUGUUCCUACUGAAAAAACAGGAAGACAAACAAGAAGCCCAUGUAGCUGUCUGGACAGUUUGUAAUGAUAUGGCACUCUUGCAUGACAAUUGAUACCUGUUGGAAAUUAAAUGAAGCUAUUAGUGUCAUUUGGCCACAGUCUGCCCUUCCAACCAGUCUGUUAAAAAGGAGAAACAAACUCAGUCACUCAGUGAAAAGGAAUUAAUGGCAGAUCUGGUUUCUUACCCCUCUGGGAUAAAGGAAUUUGAUCACCCUCCCGCACCUGCUUUGUGGGUGAGAGCAAAGUGUAUCAAAGCGAGGCCAAGGGGAAUCACUCUUUUUGAAGAUGCAUUUGGUGCCAAAGGGAUACGAGGCUUCACGGUCAAUCGAUAGAGCUGUAGGCGUGCUGGGAAUCGAAUGCCAUCUGACUGAAAAAUUGGUGACCUAAGACCCAAUCCAUAUUGCCGUCAUGGUUCGGGGGUGUUAAACAACAGCACUGGGUGGAGGAAAGUGGGAAAUUGUAACAGGCCAAGCAUCUUAGUCCUCUUUCAAAUCUAGUCGAUGGGACCAUGUCUUGCAUAAAACAUGAGGAUUUAAUAGAGCUGUUGUGGCCAACAGGCCAAUGAAGGGUGUAAGUACAAUCUGCCUUUGGGACGAGAGUGUUCAUGCUAUGACCCAGUUCUCAGUGAUGUGGGAAAUUAUGGCUGGGCUGUACCACCUCUGAGCACUCUGUGUGUGUGGAUAUGUUUUUGUUGCUGGGGGCGGGGUUGUAAUCGAAUGCUUCUCCAUACAAACUUGAGGGUUCUAACUGAAUGUUUCUCCAUACAAGAAAAAGUAAAUAAAUCCCUGCACUUAAUAGCAACCAUUGGGCUAGAGUUCUAUGAGGAUUACAGAAGGAGAGAGGGGGUCAGACUGUGCCUUGGCCAAAGGCCUGGUGGAACAGCUCCGUCUUGCAGGCCCCGUGGAAAGAUGUCAAGUCCCACAGGGCCCUAGUCUCUUGUGACAGAGCAUUCCACCAGAUUGGGGCCACGGCCGAAAAAGCCCUGGCUCUCGUCGAGGCCAGCCUAACUUCCCUGUGGCCUGGGAUCUCCAAUAUGUUUUUAUUUGAAGACCGUAAGGUCCUCCAUGGGACAUACUAGGAGAGGCGGUCCUGUAGGUACGAGGGUCCUAGGCCGUAUAGGGCUUUAAAGGUUUAAACCAGCACCUUAAACCUGAUCCUGUACUCCACCCGGAGCCAGUGCAGCUGGUAUAGCACUGGGUGAAUGUGAUCCUGCAGCAAGGACCCUGUAAGGAGUCUCACUGCGGCAUUCUGCACCCGCUGGAGUUUCUGGGUCAGUCUCAAGGGCAGCACCACGUAGAGUGAGUUACAAUAAUAAGCCUGGAGGUGACCGUCACGUGGAUCACAGUGGCUAGGUCAGGGCAAGAGAGGUAAGGAGCCAACUGCUUAGCUUGGUGGGGAUGAAAAAAUGCCACCUUUGUUAUAGCUGCAACCUGCGCCUUCAUAGAAAGGGAGGUGUCAAAGAUUACACCCAAACUCUUAAUAGAAGGUGCUGUCACUAAUUGCGCCCCCGCAAGAGAUGGGAGUUGGCCCCCCAAUCCCAUAUCGUCCCAACCCAGCCAAAGGACCUAUGUCUUCGAAGGAUUUAACUUCAACCAUCUCCCAAACAUCUGAUCAGUGUGUCUGGGACCGAGUCAGGAUCGCCGUCCAUCAACAGAUAGAGUUGGGUGUCAUCAGCUUACUGAUGGCAGCCCAAACCAAAACUCCGGGCAAGCUGGGCGAGGGGGUGCAUAAAGAUGUUGAAAAGCAUCGGGGAGAGUAUUGCACCCUGUGGCACUCCACACACCGACACUCCACUGUACCACCUCUGAGCACAGUUUAGGGAGUAUUGCAGUUGAAUGCAUCUCUCUCUCUCUCUCUCUCUCUCUCUCUCUCUCUCUCUCUCAAACAAAACAAAACAAAACACACACAAAAAACCCCCCAAACAAAACCAUGUUUUCCGGAAGAGAUUAUCCUAUAACUACGGAGCUGAGCCAUUUACCCCCAUGUCAGUAUUAGCUUGAGCCACUGCUGAACCAAAUCCAGGUAGCUUAUCAGUGCAAACUACUGUAAAGAUUCUCCUUUUUUGGGGCUGCCUCUGGGAAAACUGAGAGUUUGAGUCAAAUGCCUGUUCCUCAUGGGAGACACUCUUAAUCCAACUGCCCCCUGCCGGGAUUGGGUUUUAGUCUCCUCCACAUUUUCUCAAAGGGAACUCUGCAAAAGAUCCCCCUAGCAAAACCAGAGAGAAAUCUCUCUAAGUCUUUUUUUGAAGAAGUGCUCCUAGGAAGACUCUUAGGGUAGGGGAACAAUCCUCCCAUGAGCUACUCUUGGGCUAAGAGGGUGCCCUGUGAAUGUACACUUUGGCCAACCUCCUCCAGUCCCAGUUUUUCCAUGAUCAGCUCUUUAGCAGGGAGAUGUCUCCAGGUUGGAUUUUAAUCCAUGACAGGAAGCUUUUCAUAGAAUCAUAGAAUCAUAGAAUCAUAGAGUUGGAAGAGACCACAAGGGCCAUCGAGUCCAACCCCCUGCCAAGCAGGAAACACCAUCAGAGCACUCCUGACAUAUGGUUGUCAAGCCUCUGCUUAAAGACCUCCAAAGAAGGAGACUUUUAAUAUCCGAAGGACUAUUGUAUUUUAAUAUUUUGUUGGAAGCUGCCCAGAGUGGCUGGGGAAACCCAGCCAGAUGGGUGAGGUAUAAAUAAUAAAUUAUUAUUAUAAUCCAUGACACUAAGAAGAAUUCACAGGCCUCUUUGUUUUUGGGUUUUUGUUUUGUUUUUUUGGUCUCUGACUGCAGUUUAUUGCACCAUGCCUGGAUGAGCUCCAGGCUCAGCAAAACACACACACUGGGCUCCAAGAGGCAGAGCUGGCUUUGCAGAUGGAGCUGAGACUACCUCGGUCAUGCCGAUGUGGUUCCCAUGGUUUAUUGAUCAGAAGCUGCACUUCAAUGUGCCACACUGAGAUGGCAUUGGCUGGCAUGGCUGCAGAAAUGGGUUUCCAGGACUGGGAAGCAAUUCAUGUGUCCUAGUAGAUCUUGAGGAUGAUGUUGUUAACAUUCCUGGAACCAGGAACCUUUAAUGCAGUGGACACCCCAGAGUUAACACAGAGGAGAUCACCUUUUUUGGUACUUAUGUGGCCAGUUUCACCUGGUCAGCACAGAGCAGGAAUUUCUGGACAUGUUCAGUGCAGUUGACUACAGACGUCCGGUUCAGUUUAAGACACUGUUCGAAUGCAGCAAAAGGUUCGAUCAUGGCGGAUUUUCUGUAGAAUUGGGAUGUCAUUUCUGCAGCCCUGAGGCCGGAUCCUGUCCCUAGGCCUUCUCCUCUGAAACUAAUUUCUGAGCCCAGUAAAGCUGCCCUGCACCUCCAACUCUAACACCCCAGUCCUUUUUGUACAUGGUUCCCACUCCCAUAUGGUGAAGCAUUGAAUUAUGUGAGCUGCCAUUUACAGUUUGAAGGGGGAGCAUAAGAGCCAUGAGCAUCUAACCCAGGUUCCUGUUUCCCACAGUGACCUUUCAGAUACCCCAAUGGGAAGCAUGCAAGUGGGGCUUGAAUGUAGUAGCCCUCUCCCACUGCUGAAAUUAUAGGAUCCUCAUUUCAUCGGACCAAGUGUCUAUAUCCUGCUUCUGACCAGUCAGAUGCAUCCAGGAAGCCCACAAGCCCUGGCCUCUCCUGCUGUUGCUGCUCCGUCAUUGGUAUUCAGAGGCUUAUUGCUUCUGAACAUGGUUGCCCCAUAUAGCAGUCCUGACUACAGGCCAUUGAUGGAGUUAUACAGUAAGCAGCGCAGCCAAGACACAGGUUUACCACCUUGGGGCGAAAUAAACUGCUGUGGUAGUUAAAAAGCAAUUAAAAAUUGAGUUAAGCUCCCAACCCUCCUAAAAGGUGUGAUUGAUCUCCUCAUUUUUCCAUAUUAUGUAGUAGACUCAGACUGAUGUAAUGAGGAUAACAUUAAAAAACAUAAUAAAUCUGCAAAAGGCAGGGAUGGGGUAGGAUAGGAAGAAUCUCCCCCUCCGCAGCCACACACUGCAGCACCCUGCAAUGUGUCAUCCAUCUUCCAUAGCUGAACCAAGUGGCUUCUGUUUUCACCAAGAUGCAAGAGAGAGAGAAAAAAUGCCAACAUUUAUGCAAAGUUAUGUUUCCACUCAGAUAGAAUUAAUGCACAUGUAUAUGCCAGAAGAGCCAUAGAUCAGUGGUAGUGUGCAUGCUUUGCAUGCAGAAGGCCCCGGAUUCAAUCCUUUGCAUCUCCAGUUAGAAGGAUCCGGUAGCAUCCGAACGGAAAUAUCUCUCUUUGCCUGAGACCCCAGAGAAGACCUGCUUUUCCCAGUUUGGUGCCCUCCAGAUAUUUUGGGCUACAGCUCCCAUUGUCUGUGACUGUUGGGCAAGCUGGCUGGGGCUUCUGGGAGUUGUAGUUCAAAUAGUCUGAUCUGGUAGAAGGCAGGUUAUUUUGUUCCAUACUUCAUUGAAUGGUCUAUGCAACCUUUAGACUGAAAAAGAGAGGGUGGAUUCAUAGCUAAAGCUCUAGAGCAUGGGUAGACAACUUAGUUCCCUCCAGUUUUUCAUGCCGGCUGGGGCUGAUGGGAGUUGAAAUCCAGCCACUUCUAGAGGGCCACUGGUUCCCUACCCAUAUUUUAGUGUCAUUUAUACACACACACACACACACACACAUUUAUAUUUUGCUCUAUCCCCAAGGUUUAAAUUUCCAAUUUCAAUUUCCAAUUCUAUACAGUGCAAUGCUGGUUCUCGAAUGUCUUAGUUGAUGAACAAAUCGGCUCCCGAACACUGAAAACCUGGAAGUAAGUGUUCAAGUUUUCGAACAUUUUUCGGAAGCUGAACGUUGGAUGUGGCUGUCAGCUAUUGUUUCCGGGGUGCCUGCACCAAUUGGAAGCUGUGGCUUGGUUUUCGAACGUUUCAGGAGUCGAACGGAAUGGAUCCACUGUAUUUAAAAAGAAAUCUAGAGCUUUUCCUUUGGUAAGCAGUGCUUCCUAGCUUGAUCGCAUGGGCAAUCUUACCCAGUCAGGGAUCACACAGUAAGUGAGAUAAUACAUUAUGCAUUAUAGGGUCAUUUCUAUGCAUAGAGUUGUAGAGUUGGAAGGGACCCCGAGGGUCAUCUAGUCCAAUCCUCAGCAAGGCAGGGAUAUGCAGCUGUGCAGUACAGGGAUCAAAUCUGUGACCAUGGUGUUAUCAGCAGCAUGUUCUAACCAACUGAGCUAUCUACCUGGACAUAGCACAAUGCUAUGGAGGCAAUGUAGUGUGUGUGUGUGUGUGUGUGUGUGUGUGUGUGUGUGUGUGUGUUAGGGGAGGGCUAGUACCUCUGAUGGGGACACAUUGUGCUCCUUCUGGGGGAGUUUGUCCACCUUUGGUCCCCACCUUACACUCAGGUCUCACCUCACAAGGUCCUAGAAGCUGUCAGCCUGUGACAGCGGCCACACCCUGGGAACAGCCAUGCCUGGCCAUCUAAACUAGAUGAGGGAAGCCAGUGGGUCUCAAACCAUCUGUGAGUUAGUGACGUUCCCUGUAUGUGAAGACAGGCCCCAGUGGAUUGAGAAGACGAGACGGGUACUGAGUCAAGAAGACAUGUGCUGUAGAGGGGGAAAUCUGUACCUCUUGCCUUGCAGGACAUCUUCAGGAGAAGAAAAAGCUAAGGAGUAAACCCUACACAAAUCUGGAGUCCCUAAAACAGUUGGGCUGCCUUGUACGCCUCCUUCCAGCUACUGCUACAGUCAAGCUGGUGCCCAACAUAUUGCUCUGCUUUCCUUUGGACCACAUCAGUGAGGCUGAGAGGAGGGUCUUGUUGUCUGGGCAACCCAGAACCUCUAUAUACACCACCCAGGCUUGUGCCCCAGAGAGGUCACUGCAGUGCUGCUAAUGCAGCAAAAACAACACAGGAGCCAACAGUUACUAGUUACUUGUUUCUGCAGCCACAGCAGGUGCUGUCAUUUUCCAGCGGUUGGGCUUCACUCCCAGAGGUGCACUCUGUUGCCUCUUGAGACAAAUUGGUGCCAACCACCAUGUAGGCAAUAGAUGAUUGUGCAACUUGAGCAAUUGACAGCAUGUUUCCCAUGCAUAAAAUGCUAGAUUCAAUUCCCAGCACCUCCAAGUACAUUGAGGAAAGGUCCCUGUCUGAAGCUCUGGAGAUCCCUUGCCAGUCAGCAGCCACUGAACUGGAGUUGGGGGUGGCAAUGGCCUUAGUCCAACACAUGUUGCUAUGCUCCUGUGUUCUAAAUCCACCUCCCUCACCUGGUGCCCACCAGAUAUUUUGGAUUACAACUCCCAUCAUCCCUGACCUUUGACACUGGGUGAUGGGAAUUGUAGUCCAAGACAUCUGGAGGGGAUCUGGUUGUGGAAGGUUCAUCUGGACCUGGUGAAAAUAAUUAAUAAUAAUAAUAAUAAUAAUAAUAAUAAUAAACCAUUUGGGAAAGGGGUUAAUGGUACUAUAGCUCAAUAAGAAUUCCCUGGUCUUCCCUAAUCAUAAUACAGAACAAACAGGAGCAAAAAGGAACCAAUGAAAUGUGGUCUCCGCUGUGAAGAAUAGGAGCUAGCUUUGGUUUAUUUAAUUCCAAGCAAGGAAAUAAGAAGAGCCCAGUGUCCUUAUCUCUACAGAUACCAACCAAAUACCUCUGGGAAGCUCUCGAUUAGAACAUGAAGGCAACAGCUCUCUUCUGCUCUUCCUCCCUAGCAAUUUUACUCCUGAUCAUGGAGAUAAUCACAUCACUUAUUGUGGCUUUUAGACUUCUCCUCUGCGAAUAUGUUUAAUCUUUUUUAAGAGCAUCUAAGCCACUGACUGCCACCAUGUCUCCUGGCAGUGAACUAGAAGCAUAAGAACAUCCUGGCUGCUGGAUCAGACCAAAAGCCUACCUAUGGCAACAUCUUGUUUCCCAUGGUAGCCAGCAAGAUGCCUCUGGGAAGCCCACCUGCAGGACUUCAGGGCAGCAGCUCUCUCCUGCUGUUGAUCCCCAACAGCUGGUGCUCAGUAGCGUUCUGCCAAAACCAGCCUCCCAUUUCUGGAAGGUCUUUUUCCACAGCAAAAUAAGUUUCCAUUCCCCAGCGUCAUUCACAGGACGCUUUUCAGAAUUUUGUUGGGUGUAGGCAGUGCUAUUUUUCACCAUGAACUUUUCAUUUGUUCUCUUAUAAUGGCAAUGGCACCUACCUGAGAGCUGCUGGAGCUGAGCUCUGGCUGAAGAAAAGCCCUGGGUGUAGGAUUGAGGAACACAGGAACCUGCCUUGUGUGGAAUCAGACUAACAGUCCAUCUAGCUUAGCAUUGUCUACGCUGCCUGGCAGUGGUGCAUGCAGGGAACCUAUUCCCAGCCCUACAGGGAAUUGCAUCUGGGGCUUCAUGAAAAGCAGAUGUUCUGCCACUCAGCCCUCUGAAGUUGAGCUGUCUUUAUUAUUGUGAGGUGGCUGCGCAUGGAGUGUGUGUUCUGCUUUCCAUUAAACACUUCUUCAGCACUCUGCAGCCUCCCUGGCUGAGUUCUCUCAUGAUAUCUCCUCCUGGUUUUUAACUGAAGUGUGGGAAGCUAGGACUAAGUGUGGUCAUUGGUUACAUUUUUAAGUGUGGCCGUUUUCUUUUUCCUUAAAAAAAUAAAUAAAUCUGCACUCAUUUCUUUUACAGCUUUUACUUUGAAAAAAUAACAAUGACCAGCUGCUAGGCAAAUGCUAGAGAGCAUCCUUGCUUUGCUGCUCUUGCAGGAAAGCUGUACAUGGGACGUCAUGGGGUUGUCAGGAGGUGUGGGCACCUGGGAAGGCUACAGAAUGCAGGCCAUCAAACUGAUGAUUUACAGAGUGCAAGAAAGGACCUUCACAAACACCAUUGAAAAUAAGGGAAGCACAACAGAACUCCUUUCCUUCAAUAGUGUUUGAAUAGUUUCAUUGAAUCAUAGAAUUGUAGAGUUGGAAAUGACCCCAAGGGACAUCUAGUCCAAUGCCCUCCAAUGCAGGAAUCUCAACUUUAGCUUCUGACCUCUGCUUAAAACCCUCUAAGGAAGGAGAGUCCAUCACCUCUCAGUUCCACUUCCGAACAGCUCUCACUUUCACCAGGUUGGGCACUGCUUUCCUUUUGGGUGAAGACAGAGGCAAAGUAGAUGUUGAGCAGUUCUGCCUUCUCUCUAUCACCAAUAGCAUUUCUCCAUCUUCUCUAGGCUUGCUCUUCCUCUUGCUUUGAACAUAGCUGAAGAAACCUUUAAAAAAUAUUUUAAAGCUCUCUUGCAAGUCUGAGCUCAUUCUUAGCUUCAGCCCGCCUGACCACCUCCCUGCAUCUGUUGGCUAUCCAUGUAUACCCUUCCUUCAUGAUUUCUCCUUUCUUCAAUUUCUUAUCCAUUUCUGUCUUACAUCUCAGCUCAUCUGCAAGCUCCUUAUGCAGCCACACCAGUUUCUUUAGGUCCCUCACACUUUUUUUCUUUUCUCAAGUGAUGGGUAAUGGGUAAAAGAAAAAAACAACAACAGGAGAGAAUUCCACUAUCCAGUUUCACAUUUCUCUGAAUCUGGAGCUGCUGUGCAGCCAUCAUGACUGACAGCCAUUGAUUGACUUCUCAUCAUCUGUUCAAUAACUUAAAGAAAAACUGACAUCAGUGCUUUUGUCAUAUGCACCUAGGUUUAUAUGUAAUAGUUUAAUGAAGAAGUAAUCAAUUGGCAUGAUUGAUGGGGAGUCAUCUAAAUCAGCAAUGGGGAACCUAUGGUCAGUGCUGUCUUUAGCAUAUGUGGCGCCGGGGUGCAAAAAGCCACCCAUCGCAGGCCAAUGAAGUUGUUGAGCUUUUUUUAGGGGGGCAGCUCAGGGUGAUCCCCACAGAGGCUUGGGAGGGAAGCUGCGCACCCUCCAGCCAUAUAGGUGGCGGGUGCUCAACUCUGUCCCACGCCACUGCGGGAGGAGAGCAUUUCCUGCAGAGGCUUGGGAGGGAAGCUGCAUGCCCACCAGCCAUCUGGCACCCCUCAGAAUUCAGCGCCAGGGUGCCCCACACCCCUUCAAUCAAGGGUAAAGACGGCCCUGCCUAUGGUCCUCCAGAUGUUUUUGCACUCCAGCCCCCAUCAGCCCUGGCUAGAAUGGCCAAAGAGCAGUGGUGAUGGGACUUGUAAUCAAAGAACAUCUGGAGGGCCACAGGUUCCCCCCUUGACCUAAACAUCCUUUGAUCCAUUGAUAGCCCUCCUAGAAUCCUCCUGUGAAUCUUUAAUUCCCAGUGGCAUUGCUAUUGUAUGUGGUGGUGGUGGUGGUGAAUAAGAUUGAGGGGAUUGAAAAUGUAGUAUGAGACCCGACAUAUGUGCCAGUUUCACCUAAUGAAAUACUGAUUCCCUGGAACAGGUUCAGGAUUUGCAAUUAAGACCAAUGAGAAAUGAGCCAGCACCAUCUGAUGAGGAUUCACUGGAUAAACAAUGCUUAAUCCCAGUUGGGACGCCAGCCAUUAAAUAAGAGGCAUACGGAUAUUUGCUUAAGCUAACGAUUGUCAGUAAGGCUUAAUCUGCAAAAAGUUUAAGGAUCAAAUGCUUAGUCUGGUAUAAACAGUGGACUCUAAAUGGGAUGCAAAUACCCUUGAUCCUCUUUAGUUCUCAGUUGGGUUAGGGUUGAAACUGGUCUUUGCAAUUAAUUUUCAACAGUUACCAAAACAGCCAUCAAGUGCUUUUUCUCUCUUCCUCUCAGCAGUUGUUCACUGCUUGUUGAGAAAUCUUGUGUAGGGAAUGCCUUCAAAUGACACACUAUGGGAGCCUUCCAGACAUUUUGGACUACAAUUCCCUUCAUCCCUGACCACUGGCAUGCAGAUGGUCCCAGGUUCAAUCCCUACCAUCUCCAGGUAUGGCUGGGAAUGUCCCUUCAUCUGAAAUCCUGGAGAUAGCACUUAGCUAGGUGGACCAGUGGUCUGACCUGGUGGCUUCCUAUGUCGUCAAGUCAGGGCAGACCCUCCUCUCCCAUCAGGGCUCUACUGCCACAGCUACCAUGCUUCCUCCCAGCAGAACCAUCCCUGCACAAUAGGCCUUGCAUGUGAAAUUGAAAUCCCCCCACAGCUGGCGCGAUGUUUAAUGAUUCUCUGAGCUGGGCUCCCUUCAUUCCAAGUGGCAGGUUUUCACAUUCUCGUUUGUGCGUUCAUGGAUCAUUGCCUCCUCCUCAAAGCUUCUGCAAUUGUCUUUUAUUGUUAAAAACCAAAAUGUUAAUGCCUUCCAUGCUGUUCUUCCCUUUAGUUCAGUGCUUUUAAAUGCAAGGUUGAAAGGUAACAAGAACUUGGGAGGGGGGCGGAGCGGAAAAGCACAUCGUAGAAGGCUGGAAAGCAUUGCUCUUUGCCAUCAAUGUCACUCACUUUUUGUUAAGAUUAAACACCACUGUUUAGGGAGUUGAUAAUAUUCCUGCAGGGGGAACACAAGUCCAUAUGUACCUCAUUGAUAUAUGUGUUGCAGCAGUCUCAGGGCAGUGGUGGGGCUGUGGCAGGGAUCAGUCGUUGCUGAACUCCAACUCCCGUCAUGCUUGGCUCUUGGCCAUGGCAGUUGGAUCUGGGAGAUGAGUCUCACAACAUCUGGAGGCCCACAGUCUCCCCACCCCUGACUUAGCUUAUGACCCUCUGGGUCCAAUGGGAUUUGUUUCCAGGUAAGUGUAUGUUUAGUCUUUCAGCCAAAGUUUAAUUAACAACAAUUCACAGGGCUAAAGUGAAACAAGUCUUCCAAAUCUGAUGGUGAAUUUGGGCAGGCUGUUUCCAUCACUGGUUUAUGACAUGUUUCACAGUGGGGAGUUGCUUGUCAUGCUGGAGGCUUCCCGUUAUUUAGAUAUUUUUGUCUAUUUUUAAAAUGUUCCUUUCGCAGUCUAAGAAAUGUGGCAUAACGCAUAACUGUGGUAUGGCACAACACAAAAUGGCUGCUGUGGAGGUGAGGCUGAGCCAGGGACUGAGCAGGAAGAGCAAUUGUGCAUUGUGGGUCCUCAGGAGAUAUUCAUGGAGACCUUUCAUAAGUACCAGAGGAGAUGCGGGUGGGCUCACUGAUGUCUGUGGGCACUGCAUUGGUGACCCAUGUUGUAGUUAUCUUUAAGAGCUCCGGGAAUGGAUCUGCCAUUUUUAACAGUAUUGUCACAAUGUUUUAAAAAAUAUUAUUAUUCUUCCUUUUGUGUUUUAGCAGGUGGGUGGGUGUGCAUUUAAAUAUUAUUGUGAGCUGUUCUGAGAAAGAGAAUCUGGAUCAAAAAGCAGUUCAGAACUUACAUUUAUGAUAGUAAGUUUCAUUUCUUUAGCUCUAGGCAGUGCCAAACUACAAGUAAAAUAAACCAUGCAGAUUAAAACAGAAAAUAUAAAAUAGCAUGGAAAUCAAUUAUAUGUCUUUUAAUCGAUAACAUUUUCAUGCAUAAUUUUUCUUUGGCAUUUCAUAGCCGCCACAUUGAGACAGACCAGGGGAAAGGCUCACACCUUUUGCAUUCAAAUAGUUCCAGGUUCAAUCUCCAGGGAGCUUUCUAGAUACAGCUACAAAACAGGUAUUAAUAACUGUACUACUUUCAUUCAUUCACUCAAUUCAUUUGUAUGCUGUUUUCCCACACUUACAAAAAUUAUGCUCAAAGUGGAUUACAAUAAAGAAACAGGGAUGCAUUUCUAACAAACACUUUAAAAAUUUGUAAUAGCAUAUCAAAACAAUAGCAUAGCGACAAUUUCAUAACAUAGCAAAACAAUAGCAAAUAUAAUACCUCAAAAAACCACAUUCUGAUACUAUAAAUAUAAGAACAUGCAGUAUCCAACUGCAAAAAGAACAAGGCAGCUUCACUUUUUCACCUCCCUCCUAGAAAGACCCAAAGGUGUCAUGGGCUUUGAAGACACUCGAACUCAGGACACAAAGGAGAAACAUGCUAAGAGGAAGGCACAAUUGGCACAUCCACACAGUUAUCAACCCCCACCAAUGUCCCCACUGUGGAAGGACGUGUGGAUCCAGAAUUGCCUUUCACAGUCACUUACGGACUCAUUGUUAAAACCGUGUUUAUGGAAGACAAUCUUAUUCGGCUAUGAGUGAUCACCAAAGCAGAAGAGAAACACCCAUCCGGUGAUGCUAUUUACAGUCUCUCUCAUGCAGCCACUUGCAAAGCUUCCAAUGGCAGGGGGUGGGGUAGCUGGAAACACGCCCCCCAUGAUUUUGCUCACCAUUAUUUCCUGUUUUUUUGGGUUCUACCAGCUCACUAGGGACGUGGGUGGCACUGUGGGUUGAACCACAGAGCCUAGGACUUGCCAAUCAGAAGGUCAGCGGUUUGAAUCCCCACGACAGGGUGAGCUCCCGUUGCUCGGUCCCAGCUCCUGCCAACCUAGCAGUUUGAAAACACGUCAAAGUGCAAGUAGAUAAAUAGGUACCACUCUGGCGGGUAAUGUAGCCAGCAUGACUAAGCCACUUCUUGCGAACCAGAGCAGUACACACAAAUGCCAUUUACCUUCCCGCCAGAGUGGUACCUAUUUAUCUACUUGUACUUGACAUGCUUUCGAACUGCUAGGUUGGCAAGAGCAGGGACCGAGCAACGGGAGCUCACCCCGUCGCGGGGAUUCAAACCACCUACCUUCAGAUCGGCAAGCCCUAGGCUCUGUGGUUUAGACCACAGCUCCACCCGCGUCCCUCUACUUAAAGUAGACCCAUUGAAAUUAAUGGAGAUAGCUAACUUGUGUGUAUUAAUUUCAGUGGGUCCACUCUGCAUAGGACUUAGUUGGGCACAACCCUUGAGAUUCUGCUAUUUCAGCAGUCCAGAUGCCAGGGAAGAAUUGAAGCCUCGCAGCACCCUCCAAAACACUGUUGGACUCCAUUUCCCAUCAUCCCCAAUAGAGCCGGCUCACCAAUGAGGCAAGGUGAGGCAACUGCUUCAGGCAGCAGGAUCCACAGUGGCAGCACAUCCCAAUGGAGAUCUUUAUCCCCCGCUCAUUCCUGAUAAUCCCUUCUUCCCUGGUGGAGAGUAGGGCACACCAUUUUGUGGUUCGCUUCAGGUGCCAAAAUCUAUUGGACCAUCCCUGAGCUCUAGCCAAUGGUCACAGAUAACUGGCGUUGGGGAGAGCUGGUUGAGCUUGAUCUCUGUUCAUAAUGAGUUUGUGGCAAAGUUUGCCAUUAAAGCUGCCCCGUUUUGAAUGUUGGUCAUCUCCCUGUCUAUAACCAUAAUCCCCUAAACACAAAACCUUGUAUUAUAUGGUGCGUGUAGGUAACAUUCAUCCAAAAACUCAGAAGGAGAUUGCUGUUGACGUAGUAAGAUUGAGUGCUCUUCUUGAUAAAAAUGAGUGCCCUUCUUAAUAGCAACAGUAAUGAUACUGACUUGUGGUUCACAAACACAGACAAAACACAGUUCUAACACCAACAUCUAUUCUCAAAAUGCUGUGAAUUCACUAUUGAAAUGUUCAAGGUCACCUUAAACUCCCCCACCCUUUUUAUAGUAUUUCUUAAAAAUAUUGGAACAAUGAAAAAAAUAUCAUUCUGUUCACCUUUAUAAUUACGGUUAUUACAUCUAUAGAAUGCCUGUCAACUUUUGUACAGUUGAACCAGGAAUGGCGCAGCUGGGGGUCGCAGGUGGUGGAAGAGAUCAACCCCUGUGUUCCUUUGAACUGCAUAAUCUGUUAAUAUAGACUUCUGAGGCUUUAUCCUGAAAGCUGGUAAAAAAAGUAGGAAGAAGUUAGUGACUCAUUUCUUGGGAACCAGCAUUAGUAACGCCCAUUCUUUGAAAUUGUGAACAUUCACAAAUUGAUAACACGGAACUACUACUACUUCUUCUUCUUCUUCUUCUUCUUCUUCUUCUUCUUCUUCUUAAAAAAAAAGAAAAAAGAUUUUGGGCUGGACUUUGAAUGUCUGAGCACUCUAAAUAUUCAUAAAUGGGGAUGGGGGGGGGAUUCAAUUAAAUUCACAUUUAAAGGCAAACUUACCCAAUUCACACUUUCUGAAACAUGGACAGAAAUGCAGCCAUCCUUUGAAGUUCAAAUUUCUCUGGAUUUUGCAAUAGCAGUUCUCCAGCCGAGUAAUGCUUACAAAAAUUCAUAUACUAGGCUUCAGUGUGUAUUAAAAUGUAUAUAUUAGUGAAUAUAACUCAUAUUAGCAAAAGCUUUGCGAAAAAUGUGUAUGUAAGGCAAAAUUGCAUACAAUUGUGUAUAUUUUCACUAAAAUGUUGAGAAAUUUUCUUAGUUUUUUAUUAAAAUUGCAAACUGAUGUCAAAAUACGACCUACUAAAUUCAAGUCUGGACAAAUGAGAAACUGAGAGAAACCAAAGCUGCCAGAUUCACCCACUACCCCAACUCAUAAAUUUACACCAUACUAAUGGGGAAUUUCUAAGUUAAGGGACAAAUUAUGCAAUCAUUGAAAUGAAUUAGUUCAGUUUUUCCUGAAUUGCACUAGUUAUUUUUUUUAAAGUCUCAUCUGGCUGGCCACUGUGAGAAGAGGAUGCUGGGAUAGUUGAGACUUUAGCCCAGGCUUCCUCAACCUCGGCCCUCCAGAUGUUUUGAGACUACAAUUCCCAGCAUCCCUGACCACUGGUGCUGCUAGCUAGGGAUCAUGGGAGUUGUAGGCCAAAAACAUCUGGAGGGCCGAGCUUGAGGAAGCCUGCUUUAGCCUGAUCUAGCAGGUCUCUUUAUAUAUUCUUAAAAUUGCACUGCUUUUUUAUUUUUAAGAACACAGUUCUCUUAGUACAUGAGAGGCAUUGUGCCUGAAUGAAGACUGAACUGAACAAUGGGUACAUAGGUACAAGUAUGUAAGUUUUCAUAAAUAUUCGCAAGCAUGAUCUGCAAUUAGCCUUAACGUGCACACCCCAUGGUAAUAGGGCUGCAGCUUUGGCCAAGCCCUUCUGGAUCUCAAGGCCCUCUCCACCUCCAUCCUUGGGCCCCAUCCCUGACUAUUGGCCUUGGUGUCUGUGUGUGAUGGCCUGGGACUCAGACUCAGAACCAGAGGAGUCUCAGUCUGCACCAGAUCCUUUGCCUCAGACGGCAUCUGGACCAAGUCUGGGGCCUGAUUCUGAAGAGCCCCAGUCUGCACAGGUUCCCCUGCAACAAGCACCAGCUGGGCCGAGUCAGGGGCCUGAGCCUGCCCUGGCUCCAGAUGUGGGGAUUACCUCGUUGCCUUCAGCUGGACCAUUACUUACAGUUGCUCCACUACCAGUUGGGUCAGGGGAGCCUGAGGUGGCCCCUGGGUCUAGUAACCCACCGACGUCUCCCAAACUGCAGAGAUUAAGGUCUGAGAGAAGGAGAGACCUGAGUACUCGCAGGAGGAGUGCUCGCCUUCAGGUGAAACAGGGAGGUGAGUCACCGGGGGAACAGGACCGGCUGUUACCCCGACAAAGAUAAAAGGCUGUCGGACCCCGCCCCAGGUUGCGGGAGCAACAUUGCUGUUUGCUAGAACCUGCCUGAGACCCUGUGCUUGACCUAGCCUGGUUUCCUGCCUUGUGACCUGCCUUGACCCUGUCAGACUGACUCCUCAUGGAAUCCUUGGAUUUGGGACCGGACCUGGACUGCGUUGCUCGUGUUAACCCUCAGGCCCAGCACACUGUGACUGUUAGGAGUUGGAAUCCAACAACAUCUGGGCACAGACACAGGUCCACCUCCUCUGUUGUGGAUGUUCCAAGGAUAAGACAGGCUGCUUGGACGCGUGAAACCAACCACCUGUCUCCUUGAUCCUUGCCCAUCCUGGCUAAUAAAAGCAAGCCGGGAAGGGCUGGGCGAUGGGCUCUGCAGGGUGGUGAAUGCUUCCCUCUGUGAGGGAACAUUCCCAGAUCCGCUGAAAGAGGCGGUCAUUAAACCGCUUCUUAAAAAACCAUCUUUAGACCCGGCCAGUAUGGCCAACUAUCGCCCAGUCUCAAAUCUUCCAUUCUUGGGCAAGGUGAUUGAGCGCGUGGUUGCUGAACAACUCCAGGCACGCCUGGAGGAUGCGGACCAUUUGGAUCCCUUCCAAUCGGGAUUCAGGCCUCAUCAUGGGACUGAAACUGCCUUGGUCGCGCUGGUUGAUGAUCUCCGGCGAGCUAGGGACAAAGGUGAGAGUUGUUUCCUAGUUCUGCUGGAUCUCUCAGCGGCCUUUGAUACAAUCGACCAUAACAUCCUUCUGGAACGUCUAGAGGGGUUGGGAGCUGGGGGCACUGUUAUACAGUGGUUUCGUUCCUUCCUCCUGGGUCGUGUUCAGAAAGUGGUGGUGGGGGAUGAGUGUUCAGACCCCUGGGCCCUCACUUGUGGGGUGCCUCAGGGUUUGGUUCUCUUCCCCAUGCUUUUUAACAUCUAUAUGAAACCGCUGGGAGAGAUCAUCAGGGGGUUUGGACUGGGUGUCCAUCAAUAUGCAGAUGAUACCCAGCUCUACCUCUCUUUCAAAUCAGAACCAGUGAAGGCGGUGAAGGUCCUGUGUGAGUGCCUGGAGGCGGUUGGAGGAUGGAUGGCGGCUAAUGGAUUGAAGUUGAAUCCUGACAAGACAGAAGUACUGUUUUUGGGGGACAGGGGCGGGCUGGUGUGGAGGACUCCCUGGUCCUGAAUAGGGUAACUGUGCCCCUGAAGGACCAGGUGCGCAGCCUGGGAGUCAUUUUGGACUCACAGCUGUCCAUGGAGGCGCAGGUCAAUUCUGUAUCCAGGGCAGCUGUCUACCAACUUCACCUGGUACACAGGCUGAGACCCUACCUGCCUGCGGACUGUCUCGCCAGAGUGGUGCAUGCUCUAGUUAUCUCCCGCUUGGACUACUGCAAUGCGCUCUAUGUGGGGCUACCUUUGAAAGUGACUCGGAAACUACAACUAAUCCAGAAUGUGGCAGCUAGACUGGUGACUGGGGGCGGCCGCCGAGACCACAUAACACCGGUCUUGAAAGACCUACAUUGGCUCCCAGUACGUUUCCGAGCACAAUUCAAAGUGUUGGUGCUGACCUUUAAAGCCCUAAACGGCCUCGGUCCAGUAUACCUGAAGGAGCGUCUCCACCCCCAUCGUUCUGCCCGGACGCUGAGGUCCAGCGCCGAGGGCCUUCUGGUGGUUCCCUCAUUGCGAGAAGCAAAGCUACAGGGAACCAGGCAGAGGGCCUUCUCGGUAGUGGCGCCCGCCCUGUGGAACGCCCUCCCAUCAGAUGUCAAAGCGAUAAAUAACUACCUGACAUUCAGAAGACAUCUUAAGGCAGCCCUGUUCAGGGAAGGUUUUAAUGUAUGAUAUUUUAGUGUAUUUUUGGUUUCUAUGGAAGCCGCCCAGAGUGGCUGGGGAAACCCAGCCAGAUGGGCGGGGUACAAAUAAUAAAUUAUUAUUAUUAUUAUUAUUAUUAUUAGAACAUUAGAAGAGCCUGUGGCUCAUAUGGUUCAUAUAGUCCAGCAUCCUGUUCCUACAGUGGCCAACCCAAUGGCUGUGGGAAAACCACAAGCAGGAUUUGAGCACAAGAGCCAUCUUCCUUUCCAUGAUCUCCAGAAACUGGUAUUUGAGAAGGGAGCUGAACGACGGGCUGUGCCAUUGUUGCACAUUUGCAAAUGAGAUUGGAUUCAGCAAACCCUGUGUCCCUUUCUGCUUGUACUGUGUCACGAACAUCUUGGGGAAUCUUUAAUCGCCUUAAUGAAGGCCAUAAAUAGGAUGAGUGGCUGAUAUGGCAGAUCAUAAAGCCUGCACCGAGGGAGCUCUGUUCAAAUUCAGAUGAGUCUGAGAUAAUUAAGAAAGCUCAAACUGGGAAAGAUAAGUGUCGAGACCUGAUCUGAGGGCUUAAGUAACCAUUCAACAAGGAGGUAAAUUGAUAUUCUAGGAUGGGCUGAUAUCAAGCAGGUCUAAGCUCUACAUUAGUAUCUGCUUCCAUGUUAGUCCUUAAGUUAAUCAGGAUCACUUUUAGCCAGAAGUAUCAAAAGGGGAGUCCUAUCCAGUGCCAUCUAACAUUUGUUCCAUGCUUGUAAGUAUGAGAUGAGGAGAGAAAUUGGAUUCAAUUUACCAGUGCUUUUUUCUGGGGGGACGCAGGGGUACACAUAGCCCUAAACAUUUUGUGAAUCUAAGUUUGGCCUCAUUGAGGGGCAGGAUUUCAAUAUGAGUAGGAAAAUGAGAGUACCCCUAAACAUUUUUUUAAAGAAAAAAAGCACUGCAAUUUGCAUUUAAUAUCAAAUCUGUCAAAUUUGUGUUUUCCGAAACCAUUCUUAAAAAUUUGCAGUUCUUCAACUUUAGCAAUGCAGUUUUCUAACCAAUGUUAACAGAAGUGGAAAAUGUGUGUAAAAAUGAACAUAUUAGUGAAAAUAACAUACAAAAGUGCAAUACAGUGGUACCUCGGGUUACAUACGCUUCAGGUUACAGACUCCGCUAAUCCAGAAAUAAUACCUCGGGUUAAGAACUUUGCUUCAGGCUGAGAACAGAAAUCGUCCUCUGGCGGUGCGGCGGCAGCGGUAGGCCCCAUUACCUAAAGUGGUGCUUCAGGUUAAGAACAGUUUCAGGUUAAGUACGGACCUCUGGAAUGAAUUAAGUACCAUAUUUUUUGCACCAUAACACUCACUUUUUUCCUCCUAGAAAGUAAGGGGAAAUGUCUGUGCGUGUUAUGGAGGGAAUGCCUACGGGUGGCAUGCCUACGGAUUUUCCUCCUCAAAAAACUAUGUGCAUGUUAUGGUCGGGUGCGUGUUAUAGAGCGAAAAAUACGGUACUUAACCCAAGGUACCACUGUAUAUUGUGAUAAAGUGCUUACAAAAAUGUGUUUAUUAGGAGAAAAAUACACGAAGCAGCUGAAGAACUUUCAUGAAGAUUUUAAAUAUAUACACACACAAACUGCUGCAAACUGCUGCAGGAAUGUGGGAAUUUAAGACAGGAAAGAAAGAGAACAUGAGGGAACCAACAUUGACAGAUCCUUACAUCCCUGCUUGCAAGGAAUCAGUCCUUCAUUGAGCAGCACCUACUCUCUGGAACUCCCUGCUCAUUGAUAUUAGCCAGACAUCUUCACUGUAUUGUUUUUUGUGCCUCCUAAAAGCAUUUGUGUUCAGAUAAGCCUUCCCAGACAUGUACUUUUCUUUUAUUAUGUAUAUUUUUAAAACAGCUGAUUUUACUUAAAUUGUGGUAAAUCUUAGGUUAGCUUGUUUUUAAUGUUUGGUUUUGUCAGUAUUUCUUUAAAGAAUGUUUUACAUUCUGUGCAGAUUGUUGUAGAGGUUUUUGAUGAUUACAUCCAGUUAAUUAAAAUAAUUAAAAAUCCAGUCAACAUUAAUGCUGCUGCUGCCACGCUAGCUUAAGAGCCCAGUAAAAGGCUGGAGCUGUGUGGAAUAAUUAUCAGUUUAAAUUUUCCAAACAAAAGCGAGCAAAUUCUUUUAGUGGGGGAAAAUGUGUGUGAAUAUUCUCGUUUUGGUGAUCCUGUUCAGCAUUAUAGCUUUCUCAUUAUUUCCUCAUCCUUCUUCUUUCUGGGUUCAUCACCUAUGUGAUCGCUGUCAAUCAGGGAUCCUGUACUGAAUGGUGUGGUGUCACAAAGAUACCUAGUCAAUCACCAUGGGUUCUGUGAUGACGUGGCUGAGAAUAAAUGAAGGCAAUGUAAAUGAAGAAAUGAAUAUUUACACAAGUGGUUUUGCAGGGCUAGGAGAGAAAUUGCUGGGAAAGGGAAAGGCAUUUUUCAGAGCUCUGAAAAUCUCAAAAGCUGUCAGUAGCUUUGCUUUGGUUCCGUAAAACAUAACUCAUGGCUGACUUAUCUUGCAUUUCCAUUACAACAAUGGAUCAACAAGGCAAUGAUUCAUGCAAGCAAUGAAACAUUGCAGUAUAUUAGCAGCCUGCAGCUGGGAGGUUCCAACCCACAUCUCUCCCCCAUCAAUGGACCGUGCAAAAAUCUCCCCUUUCCCCUCCCCAAUGCCUCUCCUUUCUCUUCAUUCAACCUUCUUGCCUGUCUCUGCCCUCUUCUGUACAUUACCAGUUUCCACAGUGGAUGUUUGAAUGAGUACCUUUUCUUUCAUCUCACACCUUAAAGAACAUAUCACUACAGGAUGGGGAGAAAUUAGUUUGGUCCUCAUUUUACAGUGAACCAACCCAAUCUGAUGCUCCCCAAACUUGCUUGUGGUUUGGACUGCAACUCCCAGCUGAAUUGUACAUUUCUCUGGAUUUUUGUGCUUUCCAAUGCACAAAAGGGUGCACACAGAAAUAUGCAUUUUAUGUAAUUGCAAAAGAAGUGCUCAAGAUGCACAUUUUCUUGGUGAAUGCAUUGAAGAUUUGCAUGCACACAGAUCUACUGAGGACUGAGCAUGCUGUGUGGCCACAGAACAUUGAGUGUUGGGUUGGUGAUGGUGGAGGGAGACAGAAAACUGAGGUGGUGAAAUGAAGUCUAAAGAAAGCAGCAUCUCUGGCUGGUUGGAACAUUGAACCUGAGCAAUGGUUACUCACCACAAUACCUGUGUUCUAUACCUGUUGUCAGAGGCCUCAUGGCUCAGAAUCCCAGGUGUUGGGAAUCACAAUUGGGGAUAGUGCUGUCGCUCUCAGGUCCUUUUGUGGGCUUCCCAUACAAAUUUGAUCAGCCACUGAGAGUACUGGAUGCUGGUCCAGAAUGGGCCAUUUGCCCAAUCCAACAGGCUCAUACAUUUUAAUGAUUGCAUUCUGCAUUGCAACAUUACCACAUCAUUGUGAUGAUGUGGACAGAAAAAUAGAACAAACAAGUCAUUUCCCCGUCCGUUCUUAAACUUGUAAAUAAUUCUAGAGGUUUAACUGCCUGGCCUGCAGGCAUCAAGUCAGACACCAUCCCAUUGAGAAGGACUCUGAAUGCCUUCUAGGACUUGCUGUUGUGUGAGAUUUUCAUUGCUUAAUUGUGGCCUUAGCAAAAGGAAUAAUUAGCUACUUCAGAGCAAAGCAACUGCACUUUGCCAUCACCACUGCCAUAAUUUUAAAUGGCAAAAGUAAGCUAAUGGGAAACCUUUUGCUGAGUGGACAACUACUAGAUCAGGGUAGCUCAUGGACCAUAAUUCCUGUUGACCAACCCAAUGUGGACCACGUAUCAGCAACAGUGCUGCAUCUCUUGUGCUGAGGACCUAAAAGCUGCUAUGGAAAUUCCCAAUAUUGUUUGUAUUCUUUAUUUGUUGCUGCCACUACCAAAAAUCUUGAGCCUGGACAGGCGGCACUAACAAGUAUUGGGUGGGGAGAUCAGGUCUGUGGUCCAGAGGUUUUCUACCUCUGUACUUACAGAGAGAGAUAUAUAUAAAUGUGAUUGGCUUAUAGUUUGUAUAUGUAUCAGUUAAACAUCUUGGAAGCUGGAGCUGCCUGGAGUUAUCCAGUUGCACCACUUGUUCUGUCUUGUUUGCACAUCACUCGCAUUGCUUAAAAAGUAAAAAUAAAACACAGCUGCGUCCCAUUGGUAAAGUAAAAAAGGUACUUUAUUUCCAGUUGCUUCAUAUGCACAAUGGCAGCUUUUGAUUCUUCUCUAUAUGACUGGAGCAACUUUAGUGGCAUCCUCACGCAAGAAAGAGGGAGAAGAGAGAGAGAAUGAACAUGAGGAAGGGGGAAAGCAUUGAUAUUUAGUGGGAAACAACAAAGUGUAUUUCCCCUUACUUUUUGUUAAGGUUCUGUUAGGGUUGCUUAUACCCAACCUGUGCUAAAUGAGAGGAUUUUUAAAAGAACAAAAAGAGAUUCUGAUCAUUCAUUUUCUAGUACGUAAAGUGAAAAAUUGCAAAUACAAAGCAAACACCAUGUUAUGCCUAACAGAAAACACAUUAUUAUUGUUUUGGUGCAAUUAAUUUUAUUUCAUGCCUUUUGUACAUCUGUAUAAAUGAUGGAUGGGUUAAAAAUAUUUCAAUUAAAUAAAAAUACAUAAGGAAAUGCAUAAAGAAACAAACAGGUUUACAAAAAAUCCAGCUUUUAAUUAAUACAAUUCAAGGAAAGGCACGCCAGGUCUGGAGGGUCCAUUUUCCUCCCUAGACAUAUAUGAAUGGAGUUAUGGUUUGGUGAUUCCAGACAAUUACGCUUUACACUCCCAAGUUUAGAGAAUGCAUUAUGACUCAUUAAAGGACCGUUGUCUGGCACCACAUUUUUUACUGUCCUUAUAUUUUUAAAAGGAGAGGUCCAUGGUUCUGUUUUAUGAUUCUCAGAAUGCUCUUCUUCCUCCCCUCCAGCAUAUGCCUCUUCCUUUAAGUAAGCUGUAAAUACAACACUUGAUCCUUGUCAACUCUGAAAUUCUUAUAGAUUGCUGUGUUUCUGUUAGAAAGGCUGGCAGUGUGAUUGCCUAACACCACUAAGAGAUUGCUGUUUUUCUGGUCGUUUUCUAUGGAGAAAAGCAGAACUGCCCCUAAGUUAAGAAGAAAGUGGGUCACCAACAAGGUCCUCUAUAGAUGUUGUGGAUCACAAUCCCCACCAUUACUGAUGGCUAUACUAGCUGGAGUUGUAGUCCAAAACAUCUGGAAGGCACUACAUUGGGAACCCCUGAUCCAAGCUGUACAAUAGCCAUGGUUUUCAAAAUAAGCAUAAGAACAUAAGAAUAGCCCUGCUGGAUCAGACCAAAAGUCUAUCUAGUCUGGCAUUCUGCUUUCCACAGUGAUCCACCAGGUGCUUCUGAGAAGCCUACAAACAGGGUAUGAGCACAAUAUCCCUAUUCUGUUAUUAAUCAGCAGCUGGUAUUUGGUACCGCUCAAAAUGGAGGCUGCACAAAGUCAGCUCGAUUUGUAGUCAUCCUACAUGUAUUUAUGGAAGAUGAAGUCCAUGAAUUUGUAACUUCAUAUAGCCGCAUAGGCCACGGGUAGCCAACAUGGUGCCUUCCAGGUGGUGUGAAACUAUAGAUCUCAUCAUCCCUGACCAUUAUCCAGGUUGGCUGAUGGAAAAUGGGGUCCAACAACAUUGGAGGGGCACUAUCUUCUAAAGUAGUGGAUCAUCCCCACAUCUUGUGGCAAUAAAUUCAAUAAAUUUAUUUUGAGCACCAUCGUGGUGCUGAUAUGAUAGAAGGGACGUGAACAUGUUCUAGCUCUGGGAUACUCAUUCCACAUUGAUCCAUCUGCCAGAGAACUCCAGCACAAUGUAGAUGAUUUGGAGGCAUACUUUUAGGUGCAUAGUCCCUGCAGGCCCAUUGGACCUCAUCAUUGUCCCAUGUGAGGGUAGAGUGUAAUCUGGAGUACACUCCACAGGGCCAAUCUGGUCUCCUCCAGAUUUUGUGGACAGCAACUCCCAGAAGCCUCGGCCAGCAUGGCCUAUGGUCAGGGAUACUGACAACGGGUUUUAAUUCAACAACAUCUGGAGGGACCAGACUGGCUACUCCAUCCUUACCGUACCUUCAUCUGUAGUUUGCAGCCCUAGGAGAUUAUAUGGCCUAGACCAGGAAUGGGGAACCUGUGGUUCUCCAGAUGUUGUUGGACUGUAACUUCCAUCAUCCUUGACUGGCUGGGGCUGAUGGUAACUGGAAUCUACAACAACAUCUGGAGAGCCACAGGCUUCCUCAUCUCUUAUCUUAUACUUUCCUGUGGCUGCACAUUGGAGGUAAAGUUCAUCAAUGGUAGACAAGAGGCCUAUCAAAGAGGUUCUUUGCAAUCAGUGAGUGCCUCAUCAAGGAUCCCUGAUAUGAAAAAAACCAUAGUUCCUUGGAUCACAGUUUGGAAACCAUUUUCAUAGAUUAGUUCGCAAAGUUGAGUAGCUACCUGCUUUAAUAUACCCACCAAACCAAGCCCUAGAUGUUAACUCUCCUGGUAACGGGGAGACUAGCAAGGACAGUAGAUUAACAACUAUGGAAAUGAUGUAAGCACUGAAGCGAAAAGCUAGUACACCUUGUUGGGGAAAUGUUAGGUUACUUGCUUGGUUGAAGCCCACAGCUGGUAUCUUGCAGAAGGGUCUUUAGAAACCCAGAGCCAGCUCUAUUUCCUUUUGUAGUAAUUAAUGGACUUUGCUUGUUUGAUGUUUCUGAAGGUUUCAGACAACUGCGAUGCCAUCUUUGUUAAUGGGAAGGAAAUGAAAAGCAAAGUGGACACCAUUGUGAAUUUCACGUACCAGCAUUUUACCACCCAGCUAGAAGUCACCGUCUGGGUUCCACGACUUCCUCUUCAAAUAGAGAUCUCCGACACAGAACUGAGUCAGAUCAAAGGCUGGAGGAUCCCUGUCACCUCCAACAAAAGGUACCAGCAUCAUGCCUUAAAAAUGGCUCUUGAGAGCAACACAGACAAGCCAUGUAGUUCAGCAUCCCCAUUCAAGUAAAUGGGGAUUGCAUGCUAGGAUAGGAAUGGCUGACCACUGGUAAGCUCGACAAAUGUGACCCUCUAGGCAUCUCUGUCUGGCACUCAAGACUCUCCCUAGGUAGGGAUGGAUGGUUUCAUUAUAGUCUGUUUCAUCCCACUUCUACAUGGGGAUGAACUAAUCUGUCCCAUUCUGUUUCCAUGCAGAUUUUAAAGGAAAAACCCCUGCCUCAUGCUUGUUUAGCACUACAACUGUAUGUACUGAUAAAAUAACAAGGCAAUAUUGAUGCCAUUGAACCUACAAUUACAGUGCAAUGCUUUUUGGGUGGUGUUUUACUGUUGUGCAUGUGUACUCUGCAGUGGCAAAACACCACACAAAUAAUGCAACCAAACAUGCAGUCUCAUCCAACUUGGUUGAUUGCAGAGAGGGCUUUUUAAACAUAAAAAAUAAAAUAAAAAUAAAAUGAGUUCACACAAAUGGGACAUGCAGAUUGGUAAUGACAGGGCGUGUGAAACUCACAAAUGAUCUGAAGGAACUGGAAAAGGCAGUGAACAGUCAGUACACAGGUCCCUUUCCAACAUAAGAGGUAACAAGGGAGGAUGUUUAAAGCAUUAGUUCCAUUUUUGAAUCUUAGAUGAAAAAUGUGAGGAGUUUCAGAAGCACCCCUAAAAUGUGUGUUGAGAUUAAAACAGGCAAGGAGCAUCUUUGUCCAUCUGGCCCACUAUUGUCUUCUGCAGGGAUGAGGAGCCCACAGUCCAUUCCAGCCACAUCUUUAGGGUUACCGGUUCCCCAUCCUUGUCUAUUCCAAUUGCAAUAAUUCUUCAGUAUCACAGGAAUGAGUCUUCCCCGUCACCAGCUGCUGAUCCUUUUCCUUUAACUGGUGAUCCUGAGGCUUGAACCUGCAUGCGAAGCAUGUGCUCUGCUACCAAGCCACGAUUUCUCCUCCAUGAGAUGCUGGCCAAAAGAGUGAACCAACAGAACAUGUGCCAAACGCGACAGGAACUUGAGAGUAUUUUUAACGGUUAUCAUUGGCAUUGGCAAAGAAAGAAAGAACAAGCCCAUUCUUCUGCUGAGUUAAGUGCCUCAUCCGGUUGCCUCCCCGUUCACCAUAUUGUUGGGAGUUUGCUUGUGCAAAUGUCUGCUGAAUCGUUCAUGGCGAUAGAUCCAUUUGAGGAAUAAACCUGCCAUCGCAGACGCGGCAGGUCACGCCUCCAGCAGCCAUUAGCCCAGUGCGAACAUUCUGCCUGUCAGCUCAUUAUGCCGCGUGCUAAAAAUUUAACCCCCCAGGUGUCUAGUUCAUAUUUAUUGGGCCAGCUGAAGUGAAUUGAACGGCCCAAGUAGCUUCGCUGUUUGCAAGCUGGCAAGCCGUUCUCGCCAGCAGCUAUUCAGAUUACCGCAGAGCCACUGGGCACCUAUUUAGCAAUUCAUUUCUUCUUCUUUUUUUAGGAAGGGGGUGGAAUGGCAAAGCUGUUUGCUGUGAAAAUUUGCAGCCGGUUGCCUGCACCAUGGCCUGCCAGCCAUUGUUCUUGGAUGAGUGCGUGCAACAGCUCAUGCUUCCAAUAGAGCUGGCGAAAGUUUUUUUAAGCAACUUAAUCGCAUGGGUGACUUGAAUGGGGGCGACCAUUUCUUCUUGUGGCAGGAAUGCAGUGGAGGCCGGUUUAUUAGGGCAAAUGGGGCACAUCCUCACCAACCUCUGUCUGCCCUGCCUGCCUUCUUACUUGCAAUCAAUCCAGGCGGUGGCGCUGCCUAUAGGCUCUCUCCUCCACAGUCUCUGGGUCCUUAGAAGCACUGAGCUGUAGAGAUGGAAGGGGCCAAAAGGACAAUCUAGUCCACCCCCUGUAGGAAUCACAGGUAGAAAAUCAGGGACAGAUGACCAUUCAUCCUCUGUUUAAAUCCUGAACUGAAUUCAGCUGAUUCAUGUGGAUCCAGGCUUGAGCUGUUUGGAGACAGUCCCAAGUCAUCCCAGGUUGGGCAGGGCCACUGAGAGAUCCAGGGCUUUCAGGGGGUGGUGAGUCAGGUGGGAAGGCUCUAGGGGUCUGCUUUGCAAGUGUGCUCACCACAGAGAAUGCAAUGGGGAACCAGACCUCAGCAGAACUGAAUCCUCCUCCUGCUGAGGGGAGGAUUCAGUCCUGAGGGGUGCAGGGUGCUCCUUUUCAAGGAAGGGCACAUCAGGGCCGAUAUUGCAAGGGGUCUCUUGGAGACCAUUCUGAGGACUAAAUAGGGAGGUUUAUGGGACAUCAUUUGACCCUUGGUCCUGAGGUUCCCUACCUGUGAUGUAGAAGGCCUCAGAUUCAGUCUCUGGCACCUCCAGGGGGAAAACCCCCUGCUUAAGACUUUGGGAAACUGCAGUCAGUGUACACCAGCCCCCUCCAACCGGCUGCCCUCUAGAUAUUUUAUGCUACAAUUCCCAUCAGCGAAGUGUACCAUGUUCUUUUAGACAACACUGAGCUAGAUGGAUGAACAGUAUGAUAGGGCAGAUUCCUGUGUUCAUUGGAAUGGGCCUCCAACCAGGUUCUCUCUCAGGAAGCAGCACUGAGAUUCUUGGGCACUGUGCCAUUGAUAGCACCCCUUGAUUGGUCUGCCCGCUGCUUCAUUGAAUGGGAAAUUAAUAAAAAUGUAAUAAGGAAGUGAGGAUCUGGAUCCCUUGUGAAUAUAUCUGGGGAGAUAAUAAAAACCCAUCUGGAGAAAUAUGGCUCAUCAUACUGAUCCAUAGAUAGAUGGGCAGCAGGAAGGGGGAGAGAGACUUUUAUCCUUAUUUGCAGUAGAUGGGAGAAUCAUAAUUUAAUCUGGGUAUGUGCCACUAUCAAUAUGAGCGGCCCACUCUUCCAGAUGGAAAUCUGCUCUCCAGAUAGGUGUGCUCUCAUGACUAAUGUACUGCAUGGAACCCUUGAGCGGCACUCGGUUAAUAGAAAAACCGGCUUCUGAAAUGAGCAGUCGAAAAGCCCACAAUCGCAGCAAAUGAAAGGAAUAAAUAUAAAUUAAAGUCAAAUAAGAGUGGGGAGAAGGGGAGGAAAGUCCAGGCAGGCAGAGACCGAUGUUCUUAACAAGAACAUUUAUUUUGAUUCAUUAUGCAGCUGGAAAAUAAUUAUCCCCUUGUUGAAGUUCAUGCAUUACCUCUGCGGGUGGAGUGUUGGGUGGGAGGAAGUGAUUUUUGUUCAUUUCUUCUAAGGGCCGCUUAGUGAGUCUUUUGACAUAUGUUGAAAUGAUGCCCUUUGGAUCUCUUAUAUGUAACAGGGCUAAAGAAUGCCUGUACGCCUUUCUCUUGUCACCUGCAAGCCCUCCUAACCAUCAACCGAACUGCUGAAACAUAAUGGAAUGCCUGCAAACAUUCUGCAGCCACUCAAAGACUGAGAAUGAGUCAUUGGAUGUUGAAAAUGAGGGUGGGGCAAUUGGUGGUGGAAGGGCUCCAAAAAUGAGGGAUAACAUGGGCUGAGAAGAAUUUCUAACCAUGUCCUCUCCUGACCAUGAGGACCAUGCUCUGUGGAGCAAAAUAAAUCCCAGAGGGUGGCUAAGUCAUGCAGAAGGCAGGCACGGGCUGGAGCUGCAGGACCUUAGGUAGCUCUAAGAAAACAACUUUCUCCAACAAGAUGUGGAACUCAGUGGAGGGGUUUGAUCUCUUGUGCUGCCUACUUCCCACCCAAUGGAUGGUGAAUUUUAAGAUGGUUGUCCUCUGGCCUGGAGCCUAGCACCCUUGUCACUUAUUAAUCAGUUCCCGCAUUGUACUCUCCCCCCCCCCAGGGGCCUAAAAGGUGCUGCUUUUGACCUUUAAAGCCCUUCAUGGCCUAGGACCCUCGUACCUACGGGACCACCUCUCCUGGUAUGCCCCACGGAGAGCCUCAAGGUCCAUAAAUAGCAACACCCUAGAGGUCCCGGGCCCUAAGGAAGUUAGAUUAGCUUCAACCAGAGCCAGGGCCUUUUCAACACUGGCUCGGGUCCGGUGGAACGCUCUGCCUCAUGACACCAGGACCCUGCAGACAGAGUUGUUCUGCCUGGCCUUUGCCUUGGAGCCAAUUUGAUUCCCUCCCUCCCUCUCUUUUUUCUUUUCCUUCUCCUCCUGCGAGGAGGCUACAUUUUAAUAUUUUAAUGUUUCAAUAUUUUAAUGUUGUGUUUUAAUUUUGUUUUUAAGUUGUAAUCAUUCAACUUGUUUUUAUUAUUGCUUGUAAGCCGCUCUGAGCCUGGCCUUGGCUGGGGAGGGCGGGGUAUAAAUUAUUAUUAUUAUUAUUAUUAUUAUUAUUAUUUUAAAAAAUACCCUAGUCCCAGGCUUAGAGACACAGAAAGGUUUACUCACAUAGGCAGAGCCUUUGUAAAUACAUUGGCUGAGUCCAAGUGGGGCAAAUUCUACACAAUUUCAGUAAUUUGCUGUGUGAGGAAGGGGUGGAAAACCUCUUUCAGCAUCAGGACCUAACUCCUUUCUGGGAAACCUUAUGGGGACCACACAUCAUUGGUGGGCCAGGUGAGAGGAAAAAAAGUGGGCAGGCCCUCAGAGAAAAAUGAGCAAAGCUAGUAAUGUGACUCUUACUGUGUACAGUAGAGAAGAACACUUGAGGAGAAGGAAGAGCAGGUCCAGUGAAGAGUAAGGACUAGAGGGGGGGCGUGGCCUGAGAAAGUGCCAAACCCCCAAUAGAUAGGUAUAGGGGUCCCACAUUAUGUUCACAAGCCUGGUGUGAGGCUAUGUACCCAUAGAUCCAGAGCCAGCUCAAGACAUUUUGGCACCUGAGGUGGCACCUGAGGUCAACCACAAAAUGAUACCUGCCAGUCAGGGAGAAAGGGGCAAGUGGAGAUGUACAUCAGGUGCAAAGUGAGAAUAAAGAAUAAACAAGGAUGAGAGGAGACUAACUCCGGUGAAUCCUGUGAGGUCUAUGUGUUGGAGGGGCCAAAUGAUGCCCAAUGCUGAUAAUAUAGGCAUUUCAUAAAUUUUGUUUAUUUAUUUUAUUCAGUUGCUGAGAUAUCUAAUAAGAACUAUUCUCUAGACAAAGUGCACAGUACAACAAAGUGAUUUAAAUAAACGGUGCAGCAACUCGGUGGAACCUUAAUGAAUCAGUAAAACCAGCAGAAGAUGAAAUCCUGCACAGAUAAAACCCAACACAGACAAAUUAAAGCCUCAGAUGGAAAAAUCAGGGUUGUAUCUAUCGUAAGUUAUACCCAGAGAAAGCGCACUGAAGUUAGUGAACCUACAUUAGGCACUCCCGUUCAUUUCAAUGGGUCUACCCUGGAUACAGCCUUUAGAAUUUGCAAUAUUCAAAAUGAACAGAGUACAGUUGUAUUGCAAGAACAACCGCAACCUAGUACCUUCUUGUGUGUGUUUCUGUGUGUGUGUCCUAUAGGCCCACACGCGACAGUGAUGAGGAUGAAGAUGACGAGAAGAAAGGGCGAGGCUGCACCCUGCAGUACCAGCAUGCCAUGGUACGAGUCCUCACCCAGUUUGUGACAGAAUCAUCCGAUUUGGGAGGCCAGCUGACCUACAUGCUUGGCUCCGAGUGGCAGUUUGACAUUACGGACCUUGUGGCUGACUUCAUGAAGGUGGAGGAAUCCAAAGUAGCCAAGUUACAAGAUGGCCGGGUUCUGAUUGGUCGUGAGCAAGGAAUCACAACAGUUCAGGUACAAAGUAAGGCUGGGUGUCAAAGGAAACAUUAAUGUGGGCUGCACAAGGUUACUGGUAGGUGGAUUUGUAGCUUGUUGACAGACUGAACCCAAAGAGUACUCACUAAUGGAUCCUAAUCAUCCUGGAGGAAAAAAAGUGACAAGAGGGUUGCCACAGGGUUCUGUCCUGGGCCCAUUGUUGUUCAAUGUCUUUAUAGAUGACUUGGAUGAAGGAAUUGAGGGGAUGCUCAACCAAUUUGCAGAUGACACCAAACUGGGAGGGAUAGAUAAUGCCGCAGAAGACAGAAAUAGGGUUCAAGAUGACCUUAAGUGAUUGGAGAACUGGGUCCAAACUAACAAAAUGAACCUCAAUAGGGACAAAUGUCAAAUUCUACACUUAGGCAGGGUUUUAGUAGACCACAAGCUUAAUUUGAGUCAACAGUGUGAUGUGGUAGCAAAAGCAGCUAAUGCUAUUAUAGGCUGCAUCAACAGAAGUAUAGUGUCCAGAUCAAGGGACGCAAUAGUACUGCCCUAUUCUGCCUUGGUCAAACCAUACUGUGUCCACUUCUGAAUGCCAAAUUUUAAGAAAGAUGUUGAUAGGCUGGAACAUGUGCAGAGGAGGGCAACCAAGAUGGUCAAGGGUCUGGAAACCAAGCCUUAUGAGGAAAGGCUGAAGGAGUUGCAUACAUUCAUUUUGGGUAAGAGAAGAAUGAGAUGAGAUAUGAUAGUCUCUUGAAAUAUCUAAAGAGCCAUCACAUGGAAGAUGGAAGAAGCUUGUUUUUUCCUGCUCCAGAGGCUGUGACCUGAACCAAUGGUUUCAAGUUACAAGGAAGGAUUCCAGCUAAACAUCUGGAAUAACUUUCUGACAGUAGGAACUGUUUGACACUGUAACGGACUUCCUCGGGAGGUGGUGGACUCUCCUUUGUUGGAAGUUUUAAGCAGAGGUUUGGUGACCAUCUAUCAUGAGUGCUUUACUUGAAAUUCCUGCAUUGCAGGGGGUUGGACCAAAUGACCCUCAGGGUCCCUUCCAACCCAUAAAAUUCUAUGAUUAAUCAGAAAGCUGCUUUAUCUUGAGGAGACACCAAAGCAGAGGAUCAGUCUAGGCAUAACACUACUUAAUAUUGAGCAGAGACCAAAUUGGUCUAGCAAAAGCCAUGGUCAUAGUUGGCUGCCUACUGUUGGAAAGUGGAAGAUAGGUGAGGUGGGAUCUUUAUUCUAUUUCAGCAAGUUAAUUCUCAUGUCCUAUGAUAGAGUGGUGUUUUCAUGCACCAGUCCCCACAACGCGAGCCUCAGUCUCACAUAUUGGCAGAGAGUAGAAGUUGUUGGACUUUAUAAAGAGGCAGCCCCCCAUAUCAUCACUAACCUUGGGCCAUGCUGUCUGGGGCUGAUGGGAGUUGAACAUUCAGAAGGCACCACAAUGGCGGGAGGAGCUCCUCCCACCCUUGUGCAUCAGGUGACCAACCUCCAAGGGGGAGCGUUACAUUCUAUGCCACAUUUUAGCAUGGGCCUAUUUUUAACAUUCUUAAAAUGUGCAUAUGCUUGUUCUAAACCAGGCAUCCCCAACCUUCGGCCCUCCAGAUGUUUUGGACUACAGUUCCCAUCAUCCCUGACCACUGGUCCUGUUAGCUGGGGAUCAUGGGAGUUGUAGGCCAAAACAUAUGGAAGGCCACAGGUUGGGGAUGCCUGUCCUAAACCAUUUAUUUUCAAAUGUAUGAAGCUAUACAGUGAAUUUACAGUUUUACAGUGCUUUACAUUGCUUUACAGUGAAUCAAGUGAGCAGUGGGUUCUGUUAGUAUGAGUUCCCCAACUUCUUUUCCAACUCCAAUUGCCUUUCAAAUGGGGGGUGCUGGAGACUGAGUCUUGGCACUUGGUGCAUGUGUAGCUGUGCUCUAAUAGUAUUAAGAGUUAAACACAUAUUUGAUGUACCCUUCCCUGAGAUCACUUGCUCAGAGAAGGGUAGGUUUAAAAUGAAAUAAAUAACUAACUAUGCCCCCUGCAACCCCUUGGCUGCUUUCACAGGAAUCCACUGUAUUUGGCUAGCAGAGCAAUCCUAUGCAUGUCUAUGUCUUUUUAUAUUGCAAACUGCCCUGUGAUCCUCAGUUGAAGGGCAGUAUAGAAAUUUUAAAAAUACUUCUACUAAUAAAAAUACUCAAACGUAACCCCUAUUAAAUUCAAUGGGGCUUAUUCCCAGUUAUGUGUGGCUAGAAUUGGAACCCAAGCAGGCAAAAGUGGCUCAGAGGGAUCUUCAUUUUGAAAUACAGUUGUACCUGGUUUUGCGACCAGGAUCCAUUCCGGAGCCCCAGACGCUAGACGAAAAGGACGCACGACAAAGCACCGCUCUGCGCACACACUCGGAGCAGUCUGCCAGUACUUCCAGGUUUGUUGCAGACGUUCGACGAAAUGAACACUCAAUGAGGCAGACUCAAAAUGAGGUACCACUGUAUGGCAACCAGUCCUUGGGCACCCAUGAUGCAACAACUCCAGGACAGUUUAAUGUGGAUUGUCAUCAUCUUUCCUUUCCUUUUGUUUCCCUUAAAGGUCCUCUCACCUCUUUCUGAUUCCAUUUUGGCUGAGAAGACUGUGAUUGUUUUGGAAGACCGGGUGACCAUCACAGACCUUGGUGUUCAGCUCGUGGCAGGCUUGUCCCUCUCGCUCCAGACAAGCAAAGGAAACAAGAGGGUGAUUGUUUCUACGACAUCGGCUUCUGACAUUCUUCAUUCACCAAAGCAGGUGGGAGAUGCAGUAAUGACAAAAUUAAUGAAAAGCACAGAUUUGCAUCGUUUCAUCAGCAAAUAGGAGACCUAGAUAAACCAGAUGAGAUUAAAUGGAGGGUAACCUAAAGGACGAACUAAGGACUAGAUGAGGUAUCUUCAACCUUUUCAGACCCAGGACCCACUUUUAACCUAAACAUGCAUUUGGGGACCCAUUUCUUAAUCCUUUGCUAUAUUGUUGCAUGGUGUCAGAUGGCAAUGGUGGUUGCUCGUGAGUGACCAGUCAGGACUCCCACCUGUCUUUUACAGGUUUUAUUUUGGUGCAAUACUAUUUACAGUACAGAGCAACAAGUUCAUGUCUGCCUCAAUCGCUAGCAGAAUCCGGGAGUGGCUGUUUCCGGGACCUCCCCCAACAUAAGAGCUUCGUCACCCCCAGCCUUUUCCUUCCUUCUUUGCGUUUUACACCUCUGCGCAGGGUGGGCGACGGAAGGAAGGGGUGUGCUUCCCUCCUGGCCAGCUUGGCCAGGAGCAGUGCUGAGGCUCCCAGCAGCAUCUUCUGGUUUUUCCCCCUCUUCCCCACUGGAGGUGUGGCUUUCCUCACCGCAGGAAGAGGAACUGCUUCACAAGAUUUUCGGAGGUUCCAUGUAACCCAACUGCCCCUCUGCUUCCCUACCCUUCCACUAACACCCUGACACAUGGUGUUAGUGCUCUUGUGGUUACCCACCUUGGAUCAGACUGUCAGACCCUCCAAGGCUCCCUAUUUUUCCAGAACAUCCAUGAUUUAAAGAAGCAGUCCCAGUUUCUGAUUUGAUCCCUGAAUGUCCCACUUUUCCUUUGGAUGUCCCUAUUUUCACUGGUGAAAUGUUGGAGGGUAUGAAGUUAUCUGACCCUCGAGGUGUCUGAAGGCAAUCCUGUAUAGGGAAGGUUUUUUUAAAAAAAUGUUUCAUGUUUUAUUGAGUUUUUAGAUACAGUGGUACCUCGGGUUACAUACGCUUCAGGUUACAUACGCUUCAGGUUACAGAUUCCGCUAACCCAGAAAUAGUGCUUCAGGUUAAGAACUUUGCUUCAGGAUGAGAACAGAAAUCGUGUUCCAGUGGCGCGGUGGCAGCAGGAGGCCCCAUUAGCUAAAGUGGUGCUUCAGGUUAAGAACAGUUUCAGGUUAAGAAUGGACCUCUGGAACGAAUUAAGUACUUAACCCAAUGUAUCACUGUAUGUUGGAAGCUACCCAGAGUGGCUGGGGCAACCCAGUAAGAUGUUGUUGUGAAUUCUCUGCGGCACUUUAUCAGAAAUGCUCAGAGUUCCAGGUUCUUCAGUGCAGUAUAUUUAUUGUGAGCUAUAUAUACAAAUAUCUACAGGCUAUAAUACAUGAGCAGUUCAUACAGUCAAACAGAGUACCUGGCUGCACCUUAAGGCAAACAGGAAGACCUUUCUAUCUCUCUCUCUCUGACUACACUCUUCUGCACCACACUUUUACUGCUGGACAGGUUUCCCUUUUAAACCGAUGACAGCCAAUCAACUUUCAGUACAUUACUGCUGAGUCAUUCUGACCCAGCACUUCCAUAGAAAGUAUUGCAGGCUGAUUGCAUCUGCCAGUUGCAUCAGCUAGCAAACUCGAGCCUGCAGACUUACUAUCUACACAGCAUUCUGUGAAUCCCAACAGAUGUGUGGGGUAUGAAUAGUAACAUUAUCAUUAUGGAAUGGGACAUCCCUAUUUUCAUCAGAGACGUGUUGGAGGGUAUGGGCUGUGGCCCACUAAUGAGUCUCAACUCACUGGCUGAAGGCCAGUGGACUAGAUGGGCCUAUGGCCUGAUCCAGCAGGCCUCUUCGUAUGCUUUUGUAACCAUGAUAGAUGAUGUGAUCCAAUGGGUAGUAGGAGAAAUUAAACUAAGCUGGAGAGGAAUAGGGUAGUUGUGUUGUGAGAGUGCUGUUGCACUGACAUCCUCCUUUGAUAUUGCCUCCUACCCACUUUCUGUUCUGGCCCUGGCCACCCUUCUAUGUGGCCCCCAACAGAUUUCCCCCAGGGAAUAUGAUCCUUGAGGAUGGUAAAGGUUCCCCACCCCUGUACUAAGUUAUGGGCCCUCUCUCUCUAAAGAUCAUAAAGGUGAAAUACAUAAAUGUGAAUAUGAAAAAUGGGUGAGUGAAAUGAUUGGAUCAUGUUUACUGACACAUUAAGCCAAAAGAACAAGGGUUGAGGGAGGGAAAUGUUACUCAUUUUCAUGUAAUUAUUUCCAGGCUUCACAAAAACAGGGUGGGGGGGAGGAGCCCAACUCAUGCGAUUUCACUAAAUCAGCCGCAUGAGUUUAGGAAACAAUAUUUUGAUGGCUAAUUUAAGGCCCAGAGUUCAGAUUGAUUUCAUGAUGCAGUCUGAAAACAAAUGAUCUGACCGGUUAUAUGUGAAAUUGAUUCUGAGGCAUUCUGCUAGGAAGAGAAUGUUAAAACUAAGCUUUCAUUUUUUAAAAAGUUCACUCAUUUCAGAUGCAUCAUUUCCCAUCUUGAAUUUUGAAAGCUCAUAGCGCUGACGCAUUCAGCUAAGUUAUACCCAGAGUACACCUACUGGUUGGUUUCCAAUGCUAGUCCUAUUCAGAACAGACCCGCUGAAAUGAACGACUAACUUAGGUUCAUUAAUUUCGCUUCUUAAAAAAGUUAUGGCUUCUUUUUAAAAAUGAUACAUUUUUCUAUGUUGUAGGAAGCUGUGGUCAGUGCUUGGAUUUUGUUCAGCGAUGGCACCGUGACACCCUUAGACAUCUACGACACGAAAGAUUUUUCUCUCGCCAUCACAUCCCUGGAUGAAAUGGUGGUGUCCAUCCAUCAAAGCCAAGAGGAAGACCAGCCUGUGGUGGUGGCGGAAGGUGAAGGUCAAGGGCCGCUCAUUAAACUAGAAAUGGUGAUCAGCGAGCCUUGUCAGAAGUCCAAGAGGAAGAGUAGCUUGGCUGUUGGGAAAGGAAGCAUCAAAGUCAAGUUUGGCCAGAAGGAUUUGGACCACAAAGGGGACACCAAUGACAUUGAAGACGUUGAGGCUGAUUUUAAAAGCCAUGGGAGUAAUUCUAUAGAGAAGUCACUGGAGCAGGAGAGGUCAGGGCAAGAUUGGCCCAAACAUGGGGCUUCCAUUAAUCAUGAAGAGGCUACUAACCAAAGCACAACUUCCAAGACUCCUGUUCACCCAAAAACUGCUCAGGGUCAGCUCCAAAAUGGUCCAACCUCCUUUACGAGCUUCCCCAUACAAGUUGACAUUCCAGUGCAGAACAGUCCCAGUGACCUCACUUUGGCUUCCAGAGGUCUAACGGACCUUGAGAUUGGCAUGUAUGCCCUUCUGUGUGUUUUCUGUUUAGCCAUAUUGGUCUUCUUAAUUAACUGUGUGGCAUUUGCUUGGAAGUACAGGCACAAAAGGUUUGCCGUCAGUGAGCAAGGCAACAUUCCACAUUCCCAUGACUGGGUGUGGCUCGGGAAUGAGGUGGAGCUCUUGGAGAACCCAGUGGACAUUUCGCUCCCGUCCGAGGAGUGCACAACCAUGAUAGACAGAGGGAUGCAGUUUGAGGAGAGCAAUUUCCUCCUCAACGGGAGCUCUCAGAAGAGCCUUCAUAGCCAGAUCCUUCGGUCUGCUGACUAUGGUUGUGAGAACGAUAUCACAAACGAACCUAUCAACCCCCCUGGGCCCAAACGGAAAAGAGUCAAAUUCACAUCCUAUACCACCAUCUUGCCAGAGGAUGGUGGCCCAUACACCAACUCCAUCCUCUUUGACAGUGACGAUAAUAUCAAAUGGGUAUGCCAAGAUAUGAACUUAGGGGAUUCCCAGGAACUUAGAGACUAUAUGGAAAGGCUGCAAGACAAUAUGUAA